CUUUUAGCCAGCAUUAACAAGGAGCCUCGCUGCUGCUAGAGUACAAACGCGUGGCGGACAGCAGUGGCCUGAAACUGCCUGAAACUUGCAUCCUUCAACCUUUUAACCAGUAAGUAUGUAGACUAAGCUAAGCCUGAAUGUGCAAUAAUAUAAUAAAUACCAUAACUGUACAGAUGUAACAAUGUUUAUUGUUUUUUGGCACCUGUGAACGAAAGGUCCUUAAAGAAGUCCCCUAAUUGGGACGAAACGCGUUGGACAUCUAGUCUUGACUUUUGUAAACUACACUCGCUGUUUUUAACUACCACCAAAGUCAAUAAAUUGUUUCAAAGCUACACCUUCUAUUUGUACUUCAAUUUUAAUUUUCCUUUCUCUGAGCUAAACACAUUCUACCACUGUUACGAGCUCAUGGAGAUCUCUAGAUCAGAGGAACAACCCAUUUGAUUUGAUCAUCACUCUUCAUACACAGUUAUAUACUAUGUUGUCUUGCAUUUUUUUCCUUUUAGCAUAAUAUUUCCUAUUUUGUUGUAUACAGAUGUAGCAGUGUAUGGCGUGAUCAUAAGUAAAAGACAAUGCGAAUGGUUCCAUACAUUACAAAGUAGUGUGAUUGACUAAAUUGGAUUGUGGUUGCAUAGAAGAGAAGGAUUAAUGCAAAGAUUGUGCAAUAUUAUUUCAAGAGAACAAACAUUGCUUGUCAUGAAGGGAAUAGGGGAAAAAGGGUCACCUCACCAUCUGGUGAUCUGCCAUCAAAAUCUUUUAGGUAAAUGUAUACCCAUCGACGGGCAUAUCUGCACCUUAAUACAGAUGGUAACUAAUGGUUAGGUCGAGGCCAUCCAUGCCCCAAAACCACUCUUUGUUUUCUAUUUUUCACCCCCUUGCUCCCACCCCACUUCAACAAUUAAUCUUUCUUUUAUUUUAACAUUUAAUUUAUUUUAUUGCCGUUUUAGUUGUUUUAUAAUAACAUUCUACUGUACAUGUAUAUCUAUUAUAUGUUACAUUUCUACUUUUGUUUGGAUUGUGGUUUGGCAAAGGUUUACACAUUUAAUCUAUACUGCAGUCACACUACACAAAAGAAAUUAAUAAAUAUUUUUGAAAAAUAAAAAAGAGGGGGUAUUAUAGAUAUUUGUUGAGUUAUUAUGGUAAGUGUCACACCGUCCCCCUAGAUCCUUCACAAUAUGUAGUAUUGUCAUCAUAGGGCCCACUAAUGCCGUUUGAGAGCAACCACUUGUCCUUCCUUACACUGUCAUUCUCUGAACUGGAAACGUAAUGGUUCCAUGAAAACACAUAAGGUGGUCCUGACACCUUCUACAUACUUUACAUCCAGGGGUUGUGUGAUAAGGAAAUACACUGAGAGCUAAUUUCCCUCUGUGUCAGUAAUUAAGCUGUCAUGCCGACAUAACAUUCUGCCUAUACAUUGUGAUAGCAGAUUUGUUAGCAAAUGUAUAGAUGAAGAUAAAAACCUAUUUUUGUCAAUCAAUUCUUUGGAAUUGGUUCUAUGGUGAUUGAUUAAAUUCUAUACCAGAUACAUAUCUAUGUAAUUCUUGAAGUUUGUUUCUGCAAAGUGAAUUGUUCAUUUAAAUGACACAUGCACUUUAUUAGAAAAAACGAAUUUUAUGUUUUUUAUCGUGUCUGACUUUUACAUUUAUUGCUGUUUGGAAUGGUUUAAUAUGCUUUAAUAUGUAUUUGUAUAUGUAAUGGCAUAAGAGCCAGUUGUUAAAGGGACACUCAAGGCAACCAGACCACUUCUGCCCAUUCGAGUGGUCUGGGUGCCAACUCCCACCACCCUUAACCCUGCAAGUGUAAUUAUUGCAGUUUUUAUAAACUGCAAUAAUUACCUUGCAGGGUUAAGUCCUCCUCUAGUGGCUGUCUAUGAGACAGCCACUAGAGGGACUUCAGUGUUCCUAGAACACGAAAAGUGUUUUAAACAACGCUGGACUUCCUCAUGCUAUGCAUGAAGACCUCCAGCGUCGCCGAAAUCCCCAUAGGAAAUCAUUGAAUAAUGCUUUCCUAUGGGUAGGUCUAGUGCGCGUGUGGCCAUUGGCGCGCAUGCAAAUUAGGUCUCCCCCGCCAGCUGACGUCAGCUGGGGAGGAGCGUGGGCAGAGCCUGACCCAGAGCCGAGGGACAUCAGCACUGGAUUCAGGUAAAUCACUGAAGGGGUUUUAACCCCCAUCAGCAACAUGGGAUGGGGGUGGGAGUGAGAGGGGCAUUGCAGAAUUUUGCAGUGCCAGGAAAAUGGAUAUGUUUUCCUGGCACUGGAGAGUCCCUUUAACUUCUUUGUAAAAAGAAGGGUUGGAAACAAGACAGAAACCAGUCGCUAAGUAGCUUUUAGCAGCUGUAAUAGACAAUAUUAGGAGCUAGUAGCUGGUACUUAGCAAUCGGCAUUUUAGCGAGUACCUGCUCGCCGGUAGAAUUUAUCGACAACUUUGGGAGGAAGGCUUGAAUAGGUACUAGGAAGAAUAUAUUUAACAUACCCCUUAUGUCAUAGCCAGAUACCAUUAUAAUCUAUUUUAUCUGCGCAGUUUUUUUGGUUAUAAAUUUGUAAUUUCCUUGUUAAAUCUCCACAUUUUUCAUCGUAGAGAAUUCAACCUUGUGUUUCUUAAAAUGUCCAUAAAUAUGAUGUAUUAUCUCUUUCUUAAAGGAACAUCACAAACAAGAAAAAUCUGAUUGACGACUGUGAGCAAUAAUGCAAAUACAAUUAUUUACAUAGAGCCAACGUAUUCCGUAGCAAUGUACAACAGAUUAAUAAGGCAAACAUUUAAUUCUAACAACACAUGUCUGAUAUACAGGAAAAACAGGUGAAGAGAGUCCUGCUCAAACGCUUACAAUCUAAAGAGCACUUGCUCAAAGAGAUAGUGAGGACUUCUCAGCGAGAAGUAUCUGCUUCAAUGCUUCUCUAUGAGUGGGAUUCUAUUGGUGCCUCUCACAUGCUGUAGGACCUCUCUAUGUCAAGAAUUGGAAUGGUCAUAGAGAUCUCCCCUAGUUAGAAUCUCCUGGGGUGUAGCGGAGCUGUGGUAAUGAGACCAUUUAGGCACUAGAUUAGAGGUAAAUAACAGCUUUAUUUUAUGGGAACAGAGAUAAAAAUAGUCAAGCUGUGCCUGAAGUGGAGAUGAGAUUCUUUCCAAAUCAACUAUUUUAGCCUGAAUUUUCCAAUUCAGAUUUAAAGGGACACUUUGGGUACCAUAACAACUUAAUCGGAAUGAGGUUGUGAAUAAAGUUGACGAUUGAUUUAACCUCAGAGUGUUGAAUCUGAGGCCUGGUCACCCUGCUCAGCUAUUUCCAUCGCAGUCCAUGACUUGAAUCAGGAAUCCUAGGACUAGGAGCCACUGACACGUUUGCAUAUAUUUUUCAAGCUGUUUUGAGAAUUUUUGAAGUUGUUAUGGUGCCCAGAGUGUUCCUCUAAUACACUAAAAUGCAUAGUUUUAUGAAUAACCCUGACAGAUUCAGCAUCUACAUGUGCCAAGUUAUAAGCUGAUCUAGGGUCAUAUAAAUACCUCCAUAAUAGCUAUGGCGAUGGAACCCAAACAUCUCCACAUUUUACUUUAGGCCAACUCUUUCCCAUACUUUACAAACAUGGAAAAGUCCACAAAUUAUACGAGCCUUCUCAGGUUCUAGAAUCCUGCUGGUCUUGGAAUACAGCAUUUCCUGGAGCACUGAUUUACUGGUGAUCUCACAUACAAACAUGACAAAUCAGAUAUUUACAGCUACAAAUAGCAGUUCACUCUUUUAACACUUACUGGAAUUAAUCAAUGUAGCCCAUGGAUCAGCGCAGCUAGGGGAGUUUUCUACCCGUUUUUUCACAGCGGCAGGGAAUGGCCAGGUUAAAUCAGGGGGUAGAUGGAGGAGGAAGUGGGCAUCUUGAGGUUUAGUGUGGAUAAGGCAGUGUUACACUUGGUUGGUAGGUUCGAGCCUGUCUGUGGCUCCAAACCUGGGGGUGUAGCGGUGUCUUGAUACACCCUUACAAUUUAAUCUGGUGGAAAUGUGGUCAUAUUGGACGCCCAGUUUGUGUGUUAAUAUGUUAAUUAGAUUGUUAUUUAUUGUUAUUAUUGUGGGGUCAUUGCCAGGGGUAUGUUAUGGAUAUGGGGGGGGAUGUUGGCUUUAAUAAUAAUUGUUGGCAAUGACCAUAAUUGUUAUUCCUUAAUUAAUUAAUAAUUAAUAAAGCUGCGGACUUAUAUUCCCAACAGUAUAACCUGUGUCCGUGUCUUAAUGGGUUCAGGCUAAGGUUAGCGUUUAUGCUAGUAAAUCAGACUGUGCGCCUGUCAAUACAUUUUCAGAUGCAAUAAAGUUUUCUCAUUCCCAUCUGAACACCUGUUAGAUGCAGUCUACACAGUCUAAUAAUCUUUAAUUUCUUGGUAGGGCUGCUUCUAAUUCACAGGGCUCUGACCGCUGGAUCCACUACACCUCAAUGUGUUUUGUGUGGAUUUUGUUUUGGUGUCACUGCAAAGUUGCGCUGCGAUUUCACAGGCUCCAAACAGCCCUUUUACUGCUGAAAAUGCGUUAAACCAGGCAAGAUGUCAGUAGGCAAACACUGGUAGCAACAGUAACCCUUUGAGGCCACAGAAUGUGUCACAUAUAAUAUGUUCUGAACAUGCAGUAACAUGCUCAGCAUCCUUAGGGAUAGUUGAUCAUUCCUCUAUUAAAAUAAAUAAAUAAUAAAAAAUGGUUCCCCAGUAACAACAGAGGCUUUGUAUGUGGCCUCUUGUCUUUCUUCAUCGUGCAGCCUGCAGGGUGGAGAACAAUGAUCUAUAUAUACAUGGGAGCUAGUUAACCUUAUGGGGUUAACGCUAUAAAUAAUUAUGGCCCAAAUUAUGGCCAAGAGAUGGACCAGGGGUAUAACCCUGUAAAAAAAACAUAUAUAUAUAUAUAUAUUUACAUCUGAUUUUAAGAGCAGUACAGCUAUGUACACUGCUUAAAGGGUUACUUUAGCUGCCAUGAAGUGAUUAUGGUGUGCAUGGAAGGCAGCACUGGGAGCUUCACCCGAUGCUGGAUUCCAGGUGGGUAAAUCCUUAUGGCCAUAAUAGACAACUGUGUCUUUAAUAAAAAAAAAAAAAAGAAUAAACUAAAAGCCGAUAAUCACAUUAAACUACAAUCCUGCUCAGUCUGGGGCACAUGGACAAACAGAUGUGCUUUCUUGAUCCUCUUGCCCCGAUGUUCAGGUAAUCAAUGGGAAUGUUCUACAAGCUUCAUGCUUAUUUUUUAACAUUAUUUAUAAAGCGCCAACAAAUUCCGUAGCGCUGUACAAUGUAUCCAAGCUCCCUUCAGCAGCACAUCUGUUUGCAGCUGUUUUCCAAUUUAAUUUCGUCACUAAGUGCACGGUAGGGAGGCCGUGGCUCUGGGGAUGUUUUCUUUGAACCCCCCAAAAAAUGUCCGUGGCACUCAUAGAAAACGUGCUCUAGCCUAGUCUGAGCGGUGUCUUAUGGGAAAUUCAGCCCUGACUAUGCAUAUAUAUCAGCUGUAUAAAAACCUGCCAUAUGUUAUUUGCAACAAACGCUGCCAGUCUGCUAGUUUCCACUGCCGCUCCCAGCUCUGCGGUGUCUGAACAAACAGAUUAAUCUGAGCUAGUUAUGGGAAUUGAAGUGAGAGAUGACACUAACGAUGCUAUGAAAGUGCAUCACCAUCAAAUAAACACUAGGGGGCAGUGGAGAGACAGCAGGUCUGGGUUAAAACAGCACCUUACCUUCACACAAACUUACACUUGGCAAAUCUGUAUCACUCAAACAAAUGACUGGCAGCUGACCAUCAAUUAGGCUGCAUUAGAUGGUUUAGGCUCCACGUCUAAUUAGGCAUGGUUGCUUUGUGUCUUAUGAAGCCCUCUAGCAUUCAUUAUUCUUAAAUUCUUGGCAGGCGUUCUAGAUUACUGUAUAGUCUAUAUAGUUUGUGGAAAGCUCUAAUUUAAGUGUUUUUUUCUAUCAGAAGUCCAGAGGAAAGGAAAGUGUUAAUUUGACUUCACUACCCCCAUCCCUUUGUAAACAGAGUAUAAAAUAUAGAGCUGGGACUUCAAUAGGUCUCAGUGCCACAAUUCCCCUUAGGGCUCUACAGCAACAAGCUAAUUAGAGAAUUAGUAUGAAUAUUAAUUGGGGAAAGAAUCUGCAGUGCGAUUUUAUAUAGAAAAUAAUACGCUUAAUUUAAUGACUUUUUGCAAGGACAUAUUUACAUUCAUAGAUACAGUACCAUAUAUAAUCAUAUUUAUCAUACAUCCAGAUGUAAAAAACUGCAUCAUUUAUAAUGACAUAUACAUAUGUUUAAAUAUCUCCUCUAGAUUGUUAGCUCGUUUGAGCAGGGUCCCCAACUACCUAUUGUUCCACUGCGGAAUAAGCUGGCACUAUAUAAAUACCAAUAAUAUGUAUAUAUAGAUAUAUAUAAAUAAACAGGUCAUUGUAUACACAGUUUAUUUACUUUGCUUUUACCUGUAAGUGGCUGUCGGUUUAACUAGUGUAUAUAUACUCUAACAUUGGUGUAACAAUGAUAUCAUUAUUAUAUUCAGUUUCCUGUGAACGGCUAAAUUGCCUGAGUGGUAAUUAGUGAGUCACCAUUACUCUUUAUAUAUAUUUGCACACAGUGCACAUGUUGGACUCAUCUGCCCAACCUCUGUUUGCAGCCUGUCUGUGCCUUCUGGGCAGCUGUUAAAGGAUUAGGUCAUCUGUCAUGAGAAGGGUAAUGGUAUUUAGGGUGUGACCCUGGCUUACUCCUUAUAUUGUGCAGAGCAUUGCAGUUUAGUGUCUACAGGAAUCCAUGCCCUUUUGGCAUUUAACAGUUAAGGGCUUAUUGGAACCCAAUAUAAGGUAGAAUUAUUUUUUGCUGGUACACAUAUACUCACAGUGACUACCGCCACUGGUCCCUGAUUUUGGUAUACCUGGAUUAGUUUGUGUUUGGACAACCUUUUACCUGAUGGAGCCCUCUUGUUCCUCCUGAAUAGCCAGAACCCUUAGUAACAAGCCUUCAAGAAGAGUUUUUUUUUGGUAUUUUCAUCUUUCCUUAUUCAUGAUUUUUGUACAGUUCCGCCUGAUUGUCUGGCUAUCAUGUUGUUCAGAUUCCAUUCCACCUCCUUCCAAAGGUUCUCCAUUGGAAUGAGAUCUUGGGACUGUUCAGGUCAUUCUAAACUAUAAAACCAAAGUCACUGUGACAUUCAUGGAACUGGUCGGAGAUGAUGUGGGCUUUGAUUCAUGAUACUUUAUUAACUAACAUUUUGCACAGUGUUUGUGGUUAGCAAUAACGCUGUUGCAUUGAUGCUCAAUUGUUAUCGGGGCCAGGAAAUCAAAACCCUCAACAUUACACAGAUAGAAGCAGCCUGUACUGUUGAUGGGAUGGUUUUAUUCAUUUUCUGCCAAAUUUUGACUUGACCAUCUGCAUAUGGAAGCAGAAAUCAACAUUUGUCAGACCAGGCAACAUUUUUCUGCCAGUCUGGUGCCCAGUAUAGUCUAAUCUUCCUGGCACAACAAAAGUGGAACCAGUCAUUGAAUGACAUUUCACUGCCAUAGCCAUCCACCUGAAGGUUCGAAGUGUUGGCCAUUCAGAGACAAUUUUUUUGUGGUCCUUCUGCCAGUUAGCAGUCUGACCUCUUAUUAACAAGGUGUGUUUACCUACACAACUGUGGGUCAUCCCAUAUUUUAUUUAUUGCACCGUAAUCUGUAAAAUCUAAUCUCACUAGUGCAUUAGAAUUCUAGAAGAUAAAUGGUCUUUGUGUUCCUGGAUCCACCAUGUCUGGCACCGAAGAUCAUACCAUGGUCAAAGUCAAGUAGAUUAUUUACUAACAUCAAGACUCUGGUUUAUGGGUACAAACUAGAGAAAGCUAAAUGUAAUAUUUCUUGAUAAAUAUUUUGAUGUUAUUUUUUAUACGUUUAGUCAACUAGCUUCGUGACAAUGUCUGCAUGCUUUAUAUAUUGAGUCGCAUUGCUUAUUUUCAUUAAUCGGGUUCUAACUGUUAGAAGCGUAAUAAAAAAAAAAUGGAAGUUGCAAUUUCAGAUCAGUUAUCUAGGGACAGCAGUGCAAACAUCUUCCCCAUAUAAGGUUUUAUGAAAAGUUUAUUUUUGAAAAUGUGAAUCACGUAUUAAAAAACAACAUGUAAAAACGUAGAAACAAAAUAAAGCUGUAAGAUGUAUGUUUCAAUAUACUUCUGUUUCUAACUUGGCUUUUUUUCCUGUUUAUAUUUUUCUCCAGAAACCACUGUUUAGUGAAUAAAUCCCAUUUUAUUAAGAUGUAAUGUUAUAACAAAUUAAAAGCAAGAGAUGAUAAAGGUCUUGUUGGUUGAAUUGAAACAUCGAUGCCCUUUUGUUUGGUUAAUAAAUUAACAUUUUAUCAUAUGACGGGGGAAAAACACAGCGCUGUAAGAGCUUUUGGACUCUACAUAAUGUCAUUGAGACUUGGAUUAUCAUAAAGCUGACAGACAGCCUUCUCCAUUAUUCGGCUGUAUCUUCCAAUUAACACUUCUCACCCUGUGCGCAGCAUCCCAUAGGAAAAAGUCUGGUCUAGCAAUCAGGCACGAUGGGGACACAGGAAGGGAAAAAAGCUAUUAGAUUAGAGCAAAGGGAGAGUUUGAAAGCAGGAAAAUGAAAUUAGAGGAAGCAUGCAGGAGAGAGAGGAGAUACGGAGGAAUUAGAGAAAGGAAGAAUGAAAAAACAUGAAUCACAUCACAGAGUAGGAACGCUCUGGUUUUUAGUCAUUCGCUCUUCGAAUUUCAUAGAUACUUUUUAGAAGAAAAACUAUAUACUUAGUUAAUGGCCAAUGGAGUGAUACUAAAAAUCUCCUGAUAUUUAAAUGUGCAUAGGGAAUUGGGAUAAUGCCCAGAUAACUUUUUUUUUAGUUUUUACAUGAAAAAAAUGUAAAAGACAUAAGUUUACACAAUUUUAAAUCAUCAUUCAUCUGUCCAUCCUUUUCAAAAAUAUACAGUUGCAUCAAACAUUUGUACAAUGUGGGGCAUUGCAGCUAGCUAGUAUUGGAACCUGCAAUAAUGUAAUGUACUCGGAUUCUACACGCCUCCCUGACCUUCAGUGUGGGAGAAGAAGCACGGGCUGCAAUUCAUAGUCCCUCUGCAGAGAUGUAGAGGUAUAGCAUAUGGCCCUAGAAAAGAAAUGUGUUUCUCUGCAGGUUGAAAACAGCACUAAAUCAAAGAUUAAUGGAGUGGAGAGUUAGUGCCUAAAUUUCAUUUCCCAGUAUUUAAUAGUGAGUUAAACACGUGAUUUGAAUGGAAGGGGUUAAACAGAGUCUCCCCCUAAAGCAAACUAUUUUUUUUUUCAUUAAUGUUUUAUUAAGAGGUUUUCAGUUAUAAAACAUGAUAAACAGUACAUAAUCGUAUACCAUUCAUGGUGAAAACAAUGCGUUAUAGAGUGUAACAAAGAAAAUACUGUAAGAUAAAAUUAGUAAUGUAGAAUAAAAUUAAACAACAUAGAAUACAGUGGUAUAACAUAGACAAUGGCUACAGACAUUCAUUAUUUUUCAUGAAUGUUACUUUUUUUUUUAUUAGCAGGUUUUUGUUUGAUCAUUUUUAGCACAAAAGGACUUAGAUAAAGAUAAACUGCUAGUUCGAUACAUACACAUAUUUUCAGUGUUGGAGAGGAAUUAUCUUGAGCAUACCAGCAUAUCUAUCUGUGUGUGUCUGCCUCUCUGUCUGUCAGUCUGUACUUCUGUCUGUUGUUGAAUAGUACAUGUACACAUAAAUUCACAUCUGUCCAUCUUUCUGUUUUUACGUACAUUGCAAUGGAAUCUAUUAUUAUUAAUAUUACUGGUAUUUAUAUAGCGCCAGCAUAUUCCGUAGUGCUUUACAAUAUUAUCAAAGUGGGAGAUUUAACACUAAAUUAGACAAUUACAAAAACUUACAGGAACAAUAGGUUGAAGAGGGCCCUGCUCAAAGGAGCUUACAGUCUAUAGAAGGUGGGGCGUAAAACUCAACAGGACAGGAGGUAGCAAUAAAACAAGGUGGAGUGAAGCAGAGCUGGAGGAGAGAAAAGAGUGCUGCCCUUUAGGAGAGAGCAAGGGACAGCUACGGGAGGUAGAGAUUACUCUGGGAGGCAAUAAGCUUUCCUAAAGAGAUGGGUUUUGAGGCACUUUUUAAACAAUUGUAAACUUGGGGAGAGCUUGAUGGUCGAAGGCAGGCUAUUCCACAGAAAAAGAGCCACCCGCGAGAAGUCCUGCAAGCGUGAGCAGGGCCGGCGCGUCCAUAAGGCGGCACAGGCGGCCGCCUUAGGGCGCAAGGGCUCUGGGGGCGCAAUAUUUCAGUGACCGGCAGGAGGGAAGCUCUCCCUCCUGCCAGGCCACCAUCUCGACCUCCGGCGCGGCAGUGCUGUGAUCAGGCGCGGCGAGGGAGCUCUAAUCUCCACCCUCUGCUCCCUCGCGCGCUGUCUGCUGAUGCCGCGGGAGCCGGAAUAUGAUGUCAUCAACCCGGCUCCCGCGGCAUCAGUAGGCAGCCCACGAGGGAGCAAAGGUUGGAGAUUAGAGCUCCCUCGCCGCGCCUGAUUACAGCACUGCCGCACGCCUCCCAGCAGCCCCAGGGACAGAUACAUCAUCCACACCAGCUCUCCAGGUAGGGAGGCUGGGUGGAAAAUAUGUAUUUAUAAAAUAAUUAGUGAAUGUAUGUGAUGUGUGUCUGUGAGUGACAGUGUGUGUGUGUCUGUGAGUGACUGUGUGUGUGUGUCUGUGAGUGACAGAGUGUGUGUCUGUGAGCGACAAUGUGUGUGAGUGACAGUGUGUGUGUGACAAUGUGUGUGUCUGUGAGUGACUGUGUGUGUGUGUCUGUGAGUGACAGAGUGUGUGUCUGUGAGCGACAAUGUGUGUGAGUGACAGUGUGUGUGUGACAAUGUGUGUGUCUGUGAGUGACAGUGUGUGUGUGUCUGUAAGUGACAGAGUGUGUGUCUGUGAGCAGUGUGUGUGUGACAAUGUGUGUGUCUGUGAGUGACAGUGUGUGUGAGUGACAAAGUGUGUGUGUCUGUGAGUGACAGUGUGUGUGAGUGACAAAGUGUGUACGUCUGUGAGUGUAAGUGACAAAGUGUGUGUAAGUGACCAAGUGUGUGUGUCUGUGAGUGACAAAGUGUGUGUGUCUGUGAGUGACUGUGUGUGUCUGUGAGUGACAGUGUGUGUGUCUGUGAGUGACUGUGUGUGUGUGUCUGUGUCUGUGAGUGACAGUGUGUGUGUGUGUCUGUGAGUGACAGUGUGUGUGUGUGUCUGUGAGUGACAGAGUGUGUGUGUCUGUGAGCGACAGUGUGUGUGAGUGACAGUGUGUGUGUGACAAUGUGUGUGUCUGUGAGUGACAGUGUGUGUGAGUGACAAAGUGUGUGUGUCUGUGAGUGACAGUGUGUGUGAGUGACAAAGUGUGUACGUCUGUGAGUGACAGUGUGUGUGAGUGACAAAGUGUGUACGUCUGUGAGUGUAAGUGACAAAGUGUGUGUAAGUGACAAAGUGUGUGUGUCUGUGAGUGACAGUGUGUGUGAGUGACAGUGUGUGUGUUUGAGUGAUAGUGUGUGUGUCUGUGAGUGAUUGUAUGAGUGUGUGUGCAUGUGAGUGUAUGAGUGUGUCUGUCAAAUCAGUGAGAGUAUGUUUGUCAUUGAGUCUGUGUGUGACUAUCAGUGUGUCUGUCAAUGAGUGUCAAUCAGUGUGGGUCUGUCCGUGUCAAUGAAUGAGUGUGUGUCAGAUCAAUGAGUCUGUGUCUGUCAGUGACGUCUGUGUGUUUGUCAUUGAGUGUGUGACUGUCAGUUUGUACAGAGUGUAGCGGAGCAGAGCGCGGUACAGGAACUUCUGUUUCCUGUACCUGGCCAGACUGACAGGAGGUGCUCACAGAGAGAGCACUCCCUGUCAGUCCGGCCGGGUACAGAAAACUGAAGCUCCUUUAGGGAAUCUGCUCCACUCGGCAAUGCAACAAUAGAGGUAGGAGGCACACCAGGAAGGGGAGUGUGACCACUAAAGGGGUGUUGGGUGCACCAAGGGACAGGGAGGGAAUGGGAGAGAAACACCAAGAGACAGGGAAAAGGGGGGAGGGGAGAAGAACACUAAGGGACAGGGAAGGGAAGGGACUACUAAUGGUCAGGGAGGGGAGAGGGGCUGGUUAAGAGGCACAUAGGUGAAGAUGUUUUUUUUUUUCAGGGGGGGGGAGGUGUGGGGCGGAAAAAUGCAUCUUCCCCUAUGUACCUAAAAAUCCAAGCACCGGCCCUGAGCGUGAGUUAGCCGUACGGGUGCAAGCAGCGGUCAGGAGAAGGUCAUGGGCAGAGUGGAGAGACCAAGAAGGGGCAUACCUGCGGAUCAGUGAAGAGAUAUAGGAGGGGUUAGAAUUGGUUAGUGCCUUAUAGGUGUGGAUUAGUACUAUGAAGUGACUCACAUAGGAUACUGGAAGCCAAUGUAAGGACUGACAGAGGGGUGAGGUGUUAGAGGAGCGACAGGAGAGGAAAAUCAGUCUGGCGGCAGCAUUUAUUACAGACGGUAGCGGGGCAAUACGACUUGUGGGAAGACCUAUUAGGAGAGAGUUACAAUAAUCCAUGCAAGAGAUUACUAGAGCAUGGACAAGCUCCUUAGUAGCAUCCUGCGUAAGAAAGGGGAGAAUGUGGGCUAUGUUUUUAAGGUGGAAUCUACAGGAUUUGGUAACAGACUGGAUGUGAGGCUCAAAUGUGAGGCCAGAAUCAAAUAUAACGCCAAGACAGCGCACUUGCAAGGAUGGACUGAUGUGGGUACCACUAACUUGAAGGGAGAGCGAGAGAGGAGGAUCAUUAUUGUCAGGAGGAAAGACAAGAAGUUCAGUUUUCGAGAGAUUGAGUUUAGAAAACCGGGAGGACAUCCAAUCAGAGAUGGAAGAAAGGCAAGCAGUGACACGUAGCAGAACAGCAGGGGAGAGGUCCGGGGAGGAGAGAUAUAUCUUUGUGUCAUCAGUGUACAGGUGGUAGUGGAAUCCAAGUGAGGUGAUAAGUUUGCGAAGAGAGGAAAGGUUUCCUGUAUUUCUAUACUAUAAGUUAUCUAGGUAAACUUAACGUGCAUUUAGACAGUUUAGUUGUUGUGGUUUCAAUUCAUGCAACCCAGAAUCUCCAUCUUUUCACCUGCUCACAAUGCACAUCAUUCAAAUAUUAACCAUUCAGUUCUAUUCUGCCUCAUUUGCCUUUUUAAGAAAGGACACAUCCCACAUAUUGUUUUGUUAGGUUACUUUCACAGCUUGGCACGUUCCAGGAAUGAUCUUGUGACAAUUGUAUUGAAAUCCAGGGAUGUUUACAUUGCUUUGUUAGGACUUUCUUACACAAUUGUAAGACAUUCUCACAAGAAAUAAUCUUUAGUAAUUAUAAUCUUAUACUGGGUCUGUUUAACCAUAUGGAUCAAUGCAUUGGUACCCUUAUUAUUUUACGAUGUUAAGUGAGAUUAGCCAGGGGUUUGAUAAUGAAUAUUUUAUUAUAGCUAAUAUCAUCCACUGUGCAAUCAGAAUUUUGUGUAGCAUAAAAUAUUUCUAAUAUUUUAUAGUUAGAUAUUUUAUUCAUAUGCGUAUACAUAAAUUACAAGACGAUACAAAGUAACAAUAUUAAAUGUGAUCUUCUAAUUUUUAAGUGCCAACUCUUUUUUUAAAAAAACAUUGUAAUUCUAAAUGUUAGCCCUCGUAAGGCUUUGCUCUUUAAUAGUAAAUACAGCUACCUGGCUGAAACCAGACAUCUGUACUAAAAACAGCAUUGCAGAUUGAUGCUGUAACCAACACAUUACUCCUGCAAUAUAUCCAGAGCCCUCCCUGACAGCAAUUCUUUUAAACCUUGCCGAUUUCCAUACAGCCCAGAGAGAAAGAGGGACUGGCUUUUCCAGUCUGCUUGUCAUAUACAGAGCCCUGUUAGAAAAACCUGUUUCUUUGCUGGGUGAAGAUCAACAAUGUUGUGGAUGUAUAGUAAAGGAUUAUGGGAAAUACAGGUGGCAAACAUUUGCAGUUCCAUGCCCGGUGAAAAUGUAAAACAAAAAUUCUUCACUUGGCCAUUCAUAUCCCCUGCCACGUUCGCAUUGUAGAGUUCACCCUCUCUGAUUACUCAUUUAAGCAUUAAUAAUAUGCAUGUGAAUGAUAAUUUUGUGGCGAGAUAAAUUUACUAAGAAGUUAAAAGCUAAUUAUUGAAAACAAAACAAACAAUAGAAAAAUCUGCUCUAUGAAGUAUGUAAGAACAGCGGAAAUCUGUUAGUGGGUAUUGUAGGAUAAAAAAGCAUAUUUGCAGCCCACGCACCCGAAAUGCAUUGCACUGUUCACCAUGCUAUUGCUAUGAGUUACGGACCCCUCUGCAACGAAAGGGAUUAUGUGAACGUGAGAGUGAAUGUGUAACAGAAAUCCGAGGUGAUAAAAAGACAGCGAGAGAUUACAUUUUACAGAGAAUGGAUGGUUAGACUGAUUUUUUUUGUUCUUUCAGAAGUAAAGGUUUUUGUUGAAUAAGGGAGGGGGGUAAACACAUGCUGAUGAACAGACGGAAUGGCAGAGGGAAAUGGAAAGAGGUGUGAAUGGCACAGAAGGGGGGGAGAAAAAGAGGAGGAAAAAAAGGGAAUUCUAGUAGAAAAUGGAAAAUAGAAUGAAAUACAAAUGACGGACUGAAGAAAAAAAAUGGGAGGAGGGAGAGUUAACGAAAAUAUAGAGAGAAAAUAGGAGAGUGAUUCACAGCAAGAAAGAGGAAUACAAGCAAUAUAUAGAAAUACGAAGUAAAGUGGACAUUCAAGAACAGAACAGGAAGGAGGAAUAAUUAGGGAAUUGGAGUGAAAUUCUAGAAAGAAUGCAUGGAGGGGAAUUGGAUAAAGGAAGGCCAAUCUGCACGUGUUGGGAGACGGCCAGUGAUGUGUCCUUGAAGAGAGGCUUAUUCAGCAAAUGCAAGGUUUUGUCUCUUAAUAUUUAAUUUCUAAAGAAAAGCUUCAAAGCUAAGAGCCUGGGGAGGGUCAUUGCUGGGGGGUGGGGGGGAGUACAGAUCAGCCGGGUGUGUGGAAGGGAUGGUACCAGCAGAGGAGGGAAGAACUGAUUGACAUUCCGAGCACUCGGAUCUUUGACACAUGUGGGAGGAUAUUGAUCCUCUCUCAGCCUACAGACUCUGCUGAUAAAUAUUGAUCAGGCUCAGACUCUCUGAGAGAGGGGUGUUCAAUUGGGCGUGCCAGCUUGAGCGGCACUUGUGUAUGUGGUGGGGGAAUGUGUGUAAGCAAACCAAGGAAAAAAGUUGAAUUAUUUGUGAAUACUAUAUAUUUACCAAAUCGCCAUUAUGCACCUCUUCAUAUAUAUUACAUAAUCUGCCUGUUAUGGCAAAAGGAGCAGUUUAUGUUUUAUAAUCUUGUAGUGCACAUAUGGCAAUGUCAGUCAUGCCAUUAUUUCUCAUAAUAAAUGAGAAGUAACACAGGCUUUGCCCAGCAAGCACUACUGUGCCCCUAAUCUGGCAGAAUGGGACCUACAUGCGCAUAGAGUACUCCAUAUAUCCCAAAUCCCAAAAUGGCGGAUCUCCUGAAUGCCUGUGCCACAGCCAGAAUCCGCUCUGGUUUACAUAGUGUUCUAUAACAGAGGGAGAGGGUUCAGAAUGUGGCAUAGAUACAGGGGCUAGCCCUGCGGCAACAUGACCAGGCUGGGACCUGAUGUUGUAAAUUCAUUUUAUAUUUAAUUUUACAUGAAAAAUCUGUACACUUACUAGUCGUUCAGCAUUUCUUUGAUUUAUUUUGCUAGCUCAACUAACUUGUCACUCACACUAUUUAUAGAUGACAACUUACAUUAAGAACAAAUGGCUUCAGAAAGAUAAGUAAGCUUAAUUAUUUAGAGAAAGGAACAGUCUGUUCUGCCAUUUACAUGUGUUUUCUGUUUUUAUUUAAAUAUAUAUAUAAAUUUCUCGGCUUGAAUAAUGUAUUUUAAGGGUAUAGGAACAAGCCAUUUUACAUCUUCACCAGGUGUUUUAAGAUGUAGUAACUGUAAUAAUUGUAGUUAUGAAGAAUUAAUAAUUGGGCUGAUUUUGAAAAACUGUCCAACUGAGCAAUAGUCACAGUUUGGCUAUUUUGUUAAUUUUUUACCUUUUUUUUUUUUAAAUAGACUUGGGCUGAACUACAAUUCAGAUAAAUUUGGAUGGGGUGAUCAGUCAAAUUUCCAAGUCAAAAAAUACUCGAGUUAUGUAACUUAACUGUGCAACGGCAAACAUGUUCGACAUUUGGCAGAAUUUUGGUCCCCAAAAAUAUUCUAUCUUUGGUUGAUUUGGCAGAACCGAAAUUUCUAAUUUUAAUUUACUACAAGGAAUUAUACAUUUAGUGAAUAGGUCCCUGAUUUUGUCUUUCUUAAACUUCUACUGUGAAAAUUAAAAAAGGACUUACACUAAUGUGCAUAUUUUAAACAUAAUAAUACCCCACCAAUAUUUUAAACAAUGAAAAUGGUUAAUGUAAGCAAAAUGUUGCCAGUUGCCCAAUUGGCCAAUCACACCUGGACCAAGUCAUUUUAAUUGCAAUGGCCAUUUAUACAGUUGACUUUCUGUAUUUUUGGGGUGGCUUGGGACUUAUCAGAACCUCAUAAGAGGCUGAGUACUUUGCAAAUAACUUCAAACUGCACGGGACAGUACUCUAAAAACCCCUUUUCCCUAACCAUAAAAUGAAUCCCUCCCAAACCCUGAACAAACUCUUUCUUUAGUCCAAACUUAAUAACUCAAAGCCUAAACCUGAAACAAAACCUUUUACCUUAAUCCUAUGUUUAACUGCAAUUAAAAAUGAAACACCCCAUGUAGCCCAAUACUAAGUACUCUAAGUAUUCUAAGCUUCUAAUCCUCCUAACACUGAACACCCUAUGUAAACUAACUAUGAUAUUUAAGGGAUUCUAUAGAGUAAGGAAUACAAAGUUGUAUUCCUUACACUAUAAUGCCCUCUGUCCCCCCUACCUCGCAGCCCCCACCCCCAUCCUCCAACAUCUUCUGCAGGGGCUGAGGCACAGGCACAGAGACAGCAUUAGACCGUCCCCACAGGAAAGCAUUCCUUCAAUGCUUUUAUUGACGCACUGCAUAAGGACGUCCAGUGUCAGCUAGAUGACCAAAAGUCGCUUAACCCCUUAAAGACACAUGACAUGUGUGACAUGUCAUGAUUCCCUUUUAUUACAGAAGUUUGGUCCUUAAGGGGUUAAAGGGACACUCCAGGCACCCAGACCACUUCUGCCCAUUGGAGUGGUCUGGGUGCCAACUCCCACUACCCUUAACCCUGCAGCUGUAAUUAUUACAGUUUUCAUAAACUGCAAUAAUUACCUUGCAGGGUUAGCUCCUCCUCUAGGGCACUUCCUGCUUCAUAGCACGACCUCACGCUAUGUGAGGACCUCCAGCGUCGCUCAGUUCCCCAUAGGAAAGCAUUGAAAAGCAUUUUCAAUGCUUUCCUAUGGAGAACUCUAAUGCACAUGGGCGGCAUUGCCACGCAUGCGCAUUAGGUCUCCUCAGCCGGCGGAUGGGAUCAGUCUCCCCCGUUGGCUGACGUGAUGAAGAGGAGGCGUGGCGGCGACCCGAAACCACCGCCAAGGGACAUCGCCGGGGGUCUCAGGUAAGUCACUGAAGGAGUUUUCACCCCUUCAGCAACCGGGGAUGGGUGGUGGGAGGGAGAGGGGUCCUCCAGUGCCAGGAAAACGGAUUGUUUUCCUGGCACUGGAGAGUCCCUUUAACUAACAGGAAGUGCCUCUAGUGGCUGUCUGAUUGACAGCCACCAGAGACAGUCUUAGUUCUGCAAUGUAAUCUUUGCAGUUUCUUAAAAACUGCACUGUUUUACUAACUAAAAGGGAUUUGGGCAUUACGCAUCCAGCCUCCCUACCUCUCCUUGGGGUUCACUGUGGGACUGUAAUUCACUGCAGUUCCUCAUUUCUCACACAUGCUGUUUAUUAUGCCGGGGGUAGAAUUACAUCAUAUUCCAGCUCCCGGCAUCACAGAGGGCCUGCGAGGGAAGAGUGAGGAAUUGCAAAACAGCACUCCCUCUCCACCUGACUCCUCUUUCCCCCCAACAUAUAUUUGCAGAGUAGGCACCUGCCAUCCAGGUAAGCAGGUGCCUACUCUGCCUUACUAAAUAAGCGCCACUUCGGUGGCGUCCUAGGGUGGCCAGUCGGCAACUUCCUGGCUCCCCUAUGACAGGACUCCUCUCCCCUUAUGCACCCACCCAGGAUCGGCCCUGGCUGGGGGGCUUUCAGACAGUGACAGAGUCGCUUUAAUCCUGAAUGCAGUUACACAGCUACAUACACUCAUUAUACUCAGAGAUUCAAACAAAAUACAUCACAAACAGGAAUAUGCAGAAACAUAUAGGCAUAUCCAGUUGUCAAAUUUGAAUAUAUAGAUUUUUUUUUCACACCUGCAAUGUCUAGUUAAUAAAUUUGUUAAACUCACGUUAUCUGCCUUUUUCUUUUUUGGUGGGAGACAGAGGGUGAGGUGAGCAGGUGACAUGCUUACAGGCACCUGACAUUUAAAUUCGGCCCUGGGAGGGGUUUGAAGCUAUGAUGGGUUAGAUUGCAGGAUAUUGUAGAUGGUGUGAUAGUACGAAGCAGAGAUGGGUGUGCACAGGUAUUAGUAUAUGGGGUAGGUUCACUUAAAAUAUACUGCUGUCGAGACUCAAUGCUGGCACUAAGCACUGACAGAGUAUCAUUUAUUAGCUUCUUAUCGUGAUGCAUAUGUAAUAUGAUUUCUAGGAAUGAUUAAUGUUCUCAUACUGUGGCUGAAACUCCUUGGAUAAUGCAACUGUGUCUCUUGGCUGAAUUGCUGAGAUUUUAAUGAUGAUCUGAAUAAAGGGACUCGUGCCCUCAUUUACUGAUCCAAAUAAUGUGCCAGGUUACUGUUUCCAGGAAACCAAAGCCACUCAUCUUCAUUUAAUAUCUGUGUCUGAAAUUGAUAUUUCUCUUUUUUGUCGCCUGGAAUCUAAUUUCUUAACACUCUUUCUUGAUCGUUAAAAUAUAUUUGUUAAAGGUUUCACCCAGGGGUUUAUAAAGUAAACAGUAAAUUAGGAUGAAUUUUAGAUGACAUUAAAAGUUGCCAAAAUUCUACAAGGUUUUUUUUAUUUCCACAUAUGAUGCUCUGGAUCCAUUUAAAAAAAAAAAAAAAAGGUGUUAAUAAUUCCCUGUAAUUCAGUGUUAAGUGAAUAAUCCCCCUCAAUGUAUUACUAUCUUACAAAACUAUUGUAAUAAACCCGAAAUAUAUCUCCAACCACAAUACCAACAGACAGCUGUGUGCUGCUAAGGAGAACAAACCUGAAAUUCUAACAGGGUUAUUCUACAAAGUGAGAAUUCCAAGUGGAUUCAAAGAGAAUAUGAAAUUUAAAGUAAACGUAGCUGAAAUGGAAACAUUAUAUUAGUCACCUAUGCAGAGGCGGCUCUAGACUUUGCGAAACUUGAACAUGAGGCCACCAUGAUGUUCCAAUCUUCUAGCUUGUAGGAGAAUUUAACUCAAUACACAUCAACAUAUAGGUUCCUUGCUUUCCUAGGAGAUCCAUAGAUUGCACUAUUUGCUUGUCUCAGUGUGAGGCAUGAUGUGGGCAGUUAGAUGGCAAUGAACUUACAGAGUUUCAAAAUGCCUAAUCAAACAUUUAUAUUAUUCAUUAACAAGAGAAAGGAAAUAUACCAUGUUUUACCUGAAUGAAAUACAAUGGAAAUAAAUGUUGUACAUACAUACAAAAGAAAAGAAACAAUGAAUGAAGCAUGACAAAAGCAAUAGAAGAUUAUAAUAACAUGACACACUCUUAUUGCAUCUCCGUUUACAGCUGAUUUAUUUAAAGACAUGUCUACCUCCGUCUCCCACAAACUGUAGCCAUAAAGUUUUUAAAUACACACACAAAAUACAAGCAACAAUAAAUGCUACCCCCUUAAUGUCACAAUAAUCAUCCACGCAGUACAGGUCCAUCAUGUCAACCCUUUUUUGGGGUUUGCACCUCUAAGUUCCAUCCCUCCAGUUUUUCUUUCCCCAAUUCUCAAUCUUUAAGACACAGACACACACACUCCAAAACACCAUUCUUCCAACGUUCAAACUGGUCUUUAGGAGGGAAGUUUUUGUUGAUGUCAUAUAUUAUAGGCUUUUUCACUGAGUGCGUUAUAAGUGCUGACGGGUAGGUAUAUCAGAUGGCAGUAGCAAUUUCUGUUUUUCCUUGAGUAAGCCUGCCUGCCUGCCAAGUUUAGUUUACAUUUAAGUUGAUCUGGCGUGUCCUGGCUGAUUCAAGCAUUAACCAAAGUCCAUACAGUCUCACAAUGACUAUAAUGAAGAGAAACAACGUUAACAUGAGGAAGUCAUCAUGCACAGUUAGACCGUACCCAAAACACUGUUACUUACUAAUAUGAAAUUGUAGGUAAUUCAAAACAAAUUUUAAAUUUAAGGACAAUGUAGCCAAAUUGCAAAAAUUCUCUUCAUCAAGUAUUCUUCCAGACUUUGGCCUUUAACGGAUACUGUAGGCACUAUAACAACGUCAUCUUUUUGAAGUUGUUAUAGUGCCUGCAAUCUUUCCACCAAUCCUAUCUCACAAAACCCAAUAUUAAACUAAUUAGAAGGCUUGUAAAUGCAGCUUAAAGCCAUGCAUCAAAGCCCUCUGGGAAUAUUACCUCCCAACUGUCAUACUUUAACAUACCUCUAUAAGAAGCACUAGAUUGGCCCAUCAUUCUGGUGGUGUGCUCAACCCAACUGUUGGCCCAAGGUAGCAUAGCUCAAGAGUGCCCACUUAGUCCAAAAAGCUCCUGCAUCAGAUGUGGCUAGCCUGAAAUAGAUGGAAUUCAAAGUUUUAGCAGGUCUUGGCUAGCCUCCAAUCCAGCGCAGCGUUUCAUGACACUCAGAGGUAGGUCCUGGUCACCAAAAACCACAGCACUUUUUGUGGGUAAAUGGGGUUUCCUUAAGUCCAGGGUGUCUCACCACCUCCUUUAUCUGCCCUCCAAAAGGCAUCCUGUUAGCUGGUGCUGGGACCGAGAGCGCUCACAUUAAAGUUUCAACAGAUCAUGGUUAGCACACAAUCUGAACUAGAGUUUCACGAUAUUCGGCCAUUGGUCCCAGUCAGAUGCGUCAUACUUCUGAAGCCUUCCUGGGGUCUCCUGAUGGUCUAGGAUGCCACAGUGAAGGGCGCAAGGGAGGGAGGUGCACUUUGGGUAGUUAAAGUGAAUUAUAGGUCCUUUGAGGGAGGUGGUGGUUAGGGAGCCCUGUAAUAGUUUGUGCUGACCGGGAGAUCUUUCACAGUGGUGGUUAGAGAGCCCUGUACUAGUUUGAGGUGACCGAGUGGUCUGUCACAGAUAUUUUACAGUCUCUUAUAAUAAAUGUCCACUAGAAUAAUUUAGAACUAUAAAACUUUUUUUGGUUAUGUAGUGGAGAUAUCUGGCUAUAAUACAAUGAAGCAUGUUAACUGGAUUUCCUUUACACUAAAAUGGUAUAUAAUGCAGACGCAAACAGAGUCAGACAAAACAUAUAUCAUGAGACGUUGAUGCCUUAGCUCAUAAAAAUAAUCUUCAUAUGAUAAAUUUCAAAUUGACUUGUCUCACUUUAUAUAUCAGUAUGUCACAGCUUCCGGUGUUGGCGCUUUCUAAACAACCACUUAAUAAAUAAUUAUCUGUGUAACAUCUUUUAUACCAGAUGGCAUUUGUGAUAGGCGUGAACAUUAUGACCCCCAUUUACAGUGACGUGUUGUUUAUAUAGAAUCUCCUGCAUUGUCUGCUGAUAUGCAUGGCUGAAUUUUGAUGUAGGAGCUAGAGGAACUAUAGAUGCUAGAGGUUGUUUAUUUUUCUUCGUAAUCCAGCUGGCAAAUCCUAUGGCAACAUUCAAAUAAAGGUGAAAUAGAAAUACACAAGGGAACCUAUGGUGCAGCUAGGAUCUAGAGGACAAUUCCCAACUUGCAACCUUGAGAUAACUCCUUGGUUCCAUGAAUUCCAAUGGAUCUCCAAAGAUGUCUAAGGAUUCAUCUUAUUACACUUGUUAGGAAAGAGUAAGGAGAUAAAGCCCUGAUCCAGCCCAAAAAUGGUUCUUUUUAAGAGGAUUCUUCAUAAAUGCACACUUUGUAACAAAUUUAACUCUUCUAAUGACUAGUUUAGACUAAACUGGUGCAGUUGUUAUAGACUACAGACGAGGUAAUGCUCGUGGAAGCCCUUCUAGUAGUAGCUUAGGAUCUAUAAUACUUUUGUUACAUAUAUAUACUUGCAUAUAUAUUAUAUAUAUAUAUUAUAUAAUAUAAAACAAGAGAGUAUCAGCGCUAUUUGAGUGUAGUAUCUUAAAAUUUGUGUAUAAUCCAAAGAGCUGCUAACCACCGUGAAAAUCUUUUAAACAAAAGUGAUAGAAAGUAGUAGGCAGUACCGGUGUAGCGCUUAUGUGCAGAAUUGAAUAUGAAAAAAGUUUACCCAAUUUUUCCUUCUAUGUUAAUCAAUUAUUUCUUGUUAACCUUAAGGUAAAACAGAGAAAAAUACAUAACAUAGUGCAGAUUGUAUGUGCAUUGGUGAAAAAUAAAUUUAAAGUAAGGGCCAAAUGGCAACUCACAAUUUUCUGAGCUAUAAAUAUAGCUCAGAAUUUAGGCGCUUUAGGAUAUAUUAUAUAAUAUAAUAAUUUUUGCCUUAUUUUCAUAGCAUGCGUUAUGAUAGCAUUAAAUAAAAAAUUAAAAUGAAGUGUAAGAAGCUGUUCUUUACCUUCACUGUCUGUCCCACCUGCUCCUCUCCUGGCAAGUAAACAAAAUAACCUACUCGGCAUUGCCCAGUGUCUCUGCACUUAAAGGAACGCUCUGGGAAGUGCCCUCCAGGCAUGUUUGACAUCAUACCUUGGGUCCGCCGGGCACCACUCUUGCCUUCAUUAUAGCCUACAAGUUAGCUUACAAAAUCCAUUUUUGGUGAUCUGCCUUUUCAAAACAAUGUCAAUUUGUUGCAUAUAGAUACCAACAAGCUAUUUGAGCAACGGUACAGAAUUUACACUGACAAACCUACAAAAGUUUGUGUUUUGACACUUUUAUCAGUCACAAUAUACUUCACCAGAGAGUUCUUUGUAUUUGUAUCUCUUUCUUUGACGAUCAUCUUCUAUACGACCAAAGGUUAAAGUGCCACCAGACGGCACAGGAGCGUGUGUGAUUUGAGCCUGUCCUACCAUAGGCUCUUAUCAAUGUGAGUUGAACCCAUUUACUUAAGAUUGUUUGGAAAUGAACUUAAUAGAAUUAUACUAUGUUAUUUUUCCUCUUUUUUCUUUUACAUAUGAGCAAUAUUCUACAUAAGUAAAUAAUAUUUGUUAUAUAUAUCACUCGAGCGCUCCACUAUAAUAUAUGCCCGAGGAGAGGUGUUUAUCCAAUCUAAGACAUAUAUUAUCUUUCACCAAAUAACAUUAUCCUGGUUAACUAUUAAAAGUCUGGGCCAGAUUGAGCCAGCAAUAACUGUGUACUAUCAGGAUUUAGGCAAUAGCAAAGUCAAAGGACAACGUCAGGUCAAGGAUACCAGAAAAUAUCAUCAUCAUAGCACAAAAAUAGUUAAACGUACAAGGAAAUGUGUUUAGGGGUCAGAAAUCAUGAAAGGGACACUGUUUCCAAGGAUAAAUGGGUUUACGCAGUAUAAGGUCCUGAUGUCGUCAUCCUGCAUCAUUUGGACACAUGCAACUCUCUGACAUUUUGAUGCUGCAACCACACUAAAUAAAAUACGCUAAUGUCACAAACUGCGUCAUUCUAGAAAUCACCAGGUUUGAAAUAACUAAGGUGCGCCCAAAAUAAUGCAAAUGCAGCUAAAUUAAUGGUGGAGCAUCAGACCCAGUAUGUAACCUUACACUAGUACUUUCUAUUCUCGACAUUUCUGCGACAAGCUGACAAAUACUUUUCCCUGAGUAAACAAGAUUUUAUUUUUCUGUCCCUGAACUGCAAUUGAUAUUCAAAAUAAUUCUAUUGUUUUCGUAGCUAUCCAGGCAUCCUGUAAUCCUGUAUUAUAGAUAAGUGAUAUACAUUACUUGCCAUGACAACGCAUUCCACUGUUCUCCUCUGCUAUUUUUUUUUUUUUAAUGCUUGUUAAAGGUGGUAAAUAUUACAUAUCUGCUUUGUUGCAAUCUGUGCUGACAUCCAUGCAUUAAUACAAUUCAGAUCUCAGAAUUGACGUUAUAUUUGGAAUUUCUAUUUUUAUCCUGCAGAAUAUAACCUAAAAUAAUAAAGGUAAAAUACAAAUUGUGCGUGGAUUUGGCUGGUACAAUGCAUUGAGGUGAAUAACUAUUAUCUGCGUGCUUUGACACAGUUGUAGGCUUGUAUAUUUUUUUCUUAAAGCAGGUAAUUUAAACCAAGUGAAAUUACUUAUUAUUCUGGUAUAACAAACCAGUUUUUAAAUAAACUGUGAACGCAACAUAACCACUAGUGUCCACUGUAGUGGAUAUUGUGCAAGGAUUGACCCAGAACCCUCUCAGAGUAAUUUACCAAAACUUUUUGCCACCCUGCAUUCAGAGUCUCCUAGCAGGAAAAUCUGGUUAGCUCCACUCAACUAAACAGGGACAUGCAGGCCCAUUCUAAUUGGUUGAGAAGCUGAGGGAUCUCACCCAGAAUCGACGGCAAGAGAACACUGGAUGCAGAGCAGGUGCCCAAGGGACCCGGAUUAGUUCUAAGAUGGCUUGUCAAGUUACUAUGGGUGGGUGCCAAGACACACCUGGCACCAAAACUACUACACAGGGUACUAGUGGUUAUGGUACUUGGAUUUUGUAUAUACUAAUGAAAUGUAUCUCUCAUUUAAUGAGCAAUGAGGUACUUAUGGGGUACAUUAUAAUUAUGGCACAAAAUAUCAUUGGUCCUACAUGGGGUUACAUAGAGUUAACUCUGUUAUUCCCUUCAUUAAUAAUUAGCAUUUUGUAUAGAUUUAGGGAUUAACAUCACCACUACUGUAUUAAAAAAUGCAUGUUGUGGGUGCAUGCACCAAUAAAUGUUUUAUGUAUGGAAUUCAAGUAUACAGGUACAUUCUGAAAUGUGAAUAUUUUUAAUAGUCUGCUUACAUGAGCAUUGGCCACACUCAUAAAUAUUGGUCACUCUUUCUUAAAAAUGUUUUCUAAUUCCAUGUCAAGCUGUAAAUUCUAUGCUUGUGCUAUGCACCCAUCAUAUUAUAUUUAAUUACUUUGUCUAAUUUCCUCCUGGUCCUACAAUCUCUCACUGUCUUUUCUUCCCCAUCCUCUCCCCCUUUCCCCUUGCCUUUCCUCUGGCAUUCUUUAUAAACUCCCUGUAUACAGCUCUUUAUAUUUAUGACUCUCUGGAGCAGUUAAACACACUGCGAGACUAUAAAAUAGAUUGUAAUAGAUAAAACUCAACAUAAAGACCGUGCUCUGUGGAAGACUGAUUAUUACGGUACAGAAAAGCAUGCACAGAAUAUAACUCAUAAAACACACAAUAUACACAUCAUAUACACACGUUCCGGUGCUAUAGAAUUUUAUGUUUUAAAAGAUGAUACAAACUUUUAAAUCUGCCUAGCGGCAAAGGACAUGUUGAAGAAACAUUAGCUUUUCAUAGGGAAUCCUAUUAUGGAAUAUGAAUGGGCAUUUUUAUUGUCACUGUUAAGUGAAGAUGAUGUACAGAAGAGCAAUAUUCUCUCUAGAACAACUCCCAUAAUUGGAAAAAUGUUAUCAGUCAUCAUUGUUUUAGAUCAACACGGUAGGCCGACGUUAGACUAAAUUGCGUAAUAAGUGGAUUGGUAUUCAGUUUUCUAGUGAUUGUGAAAAAGGUUCUAAUACAUCGCUGGCCAAGUAAACAGACAGAUGGACGGAGACAGACAGAUGGACGAAAACAGAAGGAUGGACGAAGACAGACAGUUAUCUAGAACACAGUUAUGUUACAACCGCUGUCAUAACUGGUGCAAAUCGUGUAUCCUGGAUUCAAAAGAAAAUGAUCGGAUUGCUUUAGAAAUUGUGGAGAGAUGAUAAUGGAACUCUAAUAAGAGGUUAUAAAUGAAAUCGAUGCAUUUAAAUAAUGUGCUCUCUAAUUGGAUUCUUUGUGUAUGCCAGUUUAAAAUGCUGGCUGAACAGAGCUGGAUCAUUUGGGAGGAUUCAGAAUUAUUACAGAUUGAUCAUGAUUUAUUUAUAUAAAGUGUGAAUUAACAGGAAUACUAUGUCAGCUUUUGUAAAUGUUUAACAAAAUACAGUAUGGAAUAUCUUUUAUCUUGGGUACACUCAUGACAUUACACACACACACACAUGCACACACAUGCACACGCACACACGCACGUACGUACGCGCACACACGCACGUACGUACGCGCACACACGCACACACACACCCUUUGUUGAAUUUUUCUAAUUCAUCUUCUGGGGCCUAAAAUUUGAAAUUCACUUUAAAUUCUGACAAUUCACACUUUAAUCAAUAAGAAUAAUCCCGUGGGUGCAUCUUUUAAAUACAGAGGUGCCGCUGACUUCACUCUCAUAUUGGAGGGGCAUGGCAUGGGGCACUAUUAGAUGAUCUGUCACGAGGGUAAAGAUUUGUGCCAUGUAAACAUAUACCACAUUAGGCUAUUAUCGAGUAUACUGCUUAUUUUUAUAGGCCUGCACUGCACAUAACUAGAAACAUUUACUAAAUCUAAACUUUACUUUAAAAUAAUAAUACAAAAAUUGAGGUACAGAAUAUAAUAACUUGAUUUAAGGAUAACUUGAUGUAUACAGAAAUAGUCAUGAUUUUUUUUGUUCUUCAAAUAUAAUACAUGUCACCUGAUCUGGGAGGAGAUGUUGGCGCUGCAUUACGGUGCACCCUGGCACACCCCUUGCGUCCAUGUAUGCUUAUUUUGCACGGCGAGCUCUAUGCUCUGUAUUCAUUAAAUGAGUUGGACAAAUAAUUUAAGCAAAAGGUGAAAAUGUAUACCGGUAGCACGUUUCCUUAUACAGUGGAGCGUUCUCAGUCCAGCUAUGUGUAAAUAGGCAUAUUUGCAAAAAAAGGAAAAUAGGUCCACUCUGCAUCUCACCUGGUGUGCAAAGGGGUAGCAAUAGAAACUCCCCACCAGGCCCUUAAACUCCAGAAAAUAAAUCUUAAAGUAGUACAGUUAGUGAUUUUUAUUCCACCAUCUGCAGUGGAUCUUCCUACGUUUCAGCCAGUUAUGGGCUUUGUGAGGCUUUCUUGUUAUUUGCAGACAGACUUACCCGACAGAAUUCAUAUUGUUUUUUGGGAACAAUUGUCUCCAAUCAUUUCCAUUUCCCUUCUGUAAUGUUCUAAGAGCUGUCACUCUGACUCCGCUGAUUGCACCUAUCUGUAGAAUGAACAUCUCACCCUUUUGUCUGUGUGUCUUGUGUGAAAAGUCACUGAUGGCAUGUCUGUAUCUCAAUGUAUUUCUUCUUGUUGCAUUCUCUUAGUCUGUCACUCUUUUUCUAGUUCUUUUCUGAUUAUUCAGGUGUGAAGCAGGCAGGAUUACAUUGUCUAUUCAGAGACCCCCGAGCUGAGAAAAUAGCAGGCACUUUGCAAAUAUGAUUAUUUUCUGCCUGAAAGGAUAUGUAUCCGGCACAAAAACAUAAAACCAUACACAUAUUAAUCUGUCUCGCUUUCCGCAUGUGUGUAUGUAUGUGAUCUGCUCAUUAUUCUAUGUUUGUCCCAGUGCUGACCUUACAGUAAAGUCUUCCCCCUUUACCACUACACUAAACAUAAACCCCUACACUACACUACACUAUCCAUGACUAUUAACUCAUACACUACACUAAAAACAAACACCUACACUAUACUAAACAUAAACCCCUACACUACACUACACUAUCCGUAACUAUUAACUCAUACACUACACUAAAAACAAACACAUACACUAUACUAAACAUAAACCCCUACACUACACUACACUAUCCGUAACUAUUAACUCAUACACUACACUAAAAACAAACACAUACACUAUACUAAACAUAAACCCCUACACUACACUACACUAUCCAUAACUAUUAACUCAUACACUACACUAAAAACAAACACAUACACUAUACUAAACAUAAACCCCUACACUACACUACACUAUCCAUAACUAUUAACUCAUACACUACACUAAAAACAAACACAUACACUAUACUAAACAUAAACCCCUACACUACACUAAACUACACUAUCCAGAACUAUUAACUCAUAUACUACACUAAAAACAAACACCUACACUACACUAAACAUAAACCCCUACACUACACUAUCCAUAACUAUUAACUCAUACACUACCCUAAAAAUAAACACCUACACUUCACUACACUAAACAUAAACCCUUACACCACGCAAUCAGUAAACAUUAACCCACACACUAUACUAACAUUAAACAUUAACCCCUACACUACGCUAUCACUAAAACAGUAAGCCCUAUAAUCAACUACACUAAACAUUAACCACUACAAUACACUACUCUACACUACCAACAAAAUUUUACUCCUACACUACCUUAACACUCACCAUUAACCCAAACAGUACUCUAACACUAACCAUUAGCCUCUACAUUACCUUAAUGCUCACAUUAACUCUAACUCUAAAAUUAAAUGUAAAAUAACAUAUACAUAACAGUGAAGUAUAUUUUGGGGGGUAAAGUAAUGCCAUUUCACGGUUUGGGAGACAUUAAUAAACAACUUGAUCUUUGGUCUUAUUGACCUUGGUAUACUAUGAUGUCUCUCUCUUUAUAUGUAUAUAUUUGUGCUCACACAGAUGUAAUUUAAAAUAUGGUGAAGAACUUGUUGCUGAAAACGCGUUUGGUAUAUAAACCAUCUGAAUAUUCUACAACAUUUACACAUAAAGGUGGUUCCAGGCCUAAAGGAAGAAGUGUGUGAUCCGCAAUGAAAGGCAUUGGAAACAUACAUUGUAAAGGCAGAAAACAACCAGCUCGGAGAUAUUAUUCUCGACAUGUUUGAGGGUUGCAUUCUCAUUGUUUAAAGCAUCUAUGAGGUUUUGCAGUAGAGCCAAGGGAAUAAGAAACAGUUACAGGCAAUUCCUAGAUAGAUAAACAGAGAGACAUACAGAUCUAUCUAUCUAUCUCUCUAUCUCUAUCUCUCUGUCGAUCUAUCUAUUUCUAUCUAUCUAUCUCUGUAUUUCUCACUCUUUCUUUCUAUUUUUCUACCUAUCUAUCUAUCAUCAACCUAUCUGUGUGCUAUCUAUUAAUUUAAGCCUCCUUACCCUUUAAUUAAUGUGUCCAGUACUGUGGAAUCUGCUGUUAGUACAUAAAUAAAUGACAAUAAUAAUUAUAUGUAAAUGUGAAGUGUCUGUGAGUAUUUGGACACACAUUUCCUUAUCCCAGCACACACACCUCCUUCUCCCAGGAGUCUGCUGAACUGUCGAGAAAUUAAAAUCUGGUAACAAAAUCAAUUAUUUAUAUCAAUUCCUGGAAGGAAUGAUGUAUAAGGGGUUAGGAGGAGGGAAGUUUAACCUCUACCAUGCCAAGCUAGGUUUGCUGGAAUUAAUCACUGGGUGUUACAGAUGUCUGCCAGGGAUGUCUGUCUUGUCUAUCAGUCCAUGUGUCUGGUUUUCACUAUGCCCUGAAAUUUUCAUAUGGAGUUCUAUCUUGACAUAAAUUCUACUGCACCUUAUGGUGAUCAGCAGAGAUAUUAGACUUACAAUAAAUAUUGUUUUAAAAAUCUCUCUUUUAUGUCUGAAUCCUUCUCUCUGUGCUUUGGAGCUAUUUGCACUCAAUUAGAAGGAACAAGAAACUGAAGACAGUAAGGCAGGGAAUGCACGAGGGCAGGGAAGGGAGGGGUGCAGCCAGGCACAUGGAUGUAAAGGGAGGGGUGCAGAGCAGGGACACAUUAAUGUUUCAUUCCAUUUGAUGGUGGUGGGGAGGGGGGGCCAUGCAGCUCUAACCCACUCAGGAUCUGCUUGGGGUGGGCUGUGGGAGUGGACUUCCAAUCUGAGAACACUGCACAGUUUAUUGAUGGGAAACUGAGGACCCUUACAAAAUUCUAGUUAUCCCUUCCAAUCCUAAUAACCUGAGGCUGACAGGGGUAUGUUAAACCCACACCCCUUCACCUGAAGGGGCUGCUCUGCCUGGUUAGAACCCCCACCCCCCAAAAAAAGAUUUUGGCAGGUUUUAAAGUUUGGAUAACCUGUUUGACUGCACCCUCUUCUACAGAUCGUAAAGGUGGAUACAGGAGGUAAGGCUUUGUUCUGAUAUUGACGAUUGGAAGACAGGGGUAAGAGAGAAAUUAUAAGUAGUUUAAAAGGGGCAAGAUGGGGAGAUGUGGGGGGCAAUAAAGGGCAGGGGUGGGAGCAAGAUGGGGAGUAGUGGGGAAAUAGAGGGCAGUGGUGGGAGCAAGAUGGGGAGUAGUGGGGCAAUAGAGGGCAGGGGGAGCAAGAUAGGAGAGGUGGGGGCAAUAAAGGGCAGGGUGGGAGCAAGAUGGGAGAAGUUGGGGCAAUAAAGAGCAGGGGUGCAAUAAAUGGCUGUGGUGGGGGCAAGAUGGGGAGGUGUGGGGCAAGAUGAAGAGGUGAAAGUUAACCCUUUGUAACUUUAAACAAUAUUCUUGAAGACAAUGUUAAUGUAUUCUAGAGCCUCUCAAAUGAUAAAUACCUUAAUGAAUAUAUGUGUGGAUAACAGAAUUAUACAUAUUUAGACAAUAUAUGCAUUUAUCCAUUUCUUUUCCAUUUUUGAGAAUCUACUUAACAUUUGGAUUUUGAAUUAUUUCUGUGUGAUAAUAUAUGUAUAUAUAUAUAUAUAUAUAUAUAUAUAUAUAUAUAUACUGUAUGGUGUUUGACAAGCUGGGAUAUUUAUCUAUAAUCUACAGCAACCUGGAUUCAUAGCUUCAUCUAUGGAUACAUUUUAACUCUUUCGGUAACUCAGUACAAAGCUAUGUGUUGCUCACCUUUUGACAAUUAAAAAAUAAAAGGUUUAAACCUGUGGAUUCACCUGCCUACAUAUUAAUGUAAAUAGCCAUAAACGUGAUGCAAUGCAUGGGUACACAGCUAAGUGUAACCAAGUCCUUCUGAAUGGAUGUUCAACGAAAGUGUAUACUUUGAGUAUUUCUGAGUGUUUGAAAUUGCAGUCAGCAUGGUUUAUAUGGUUUAUAGGGAUAAGAAAGGAUGUGAUUACACACAGGCUGCAUCAGAUAGGGAUCUGAACAGUAAUAUUUCGAAGGAUUAAAGUGCUAGGAUCAGGUUAGCAGCUGCAGGAGCUGAUUUUUAUCAGCAGAAUAUCCUCAGAGGAGAUUUUACUUCCAACAAAAGCAACAUGUUGAGGUUGUGACAAUGUGCUCCUUCAAGUGGCUAGGAAUUAAUCAGGGAGAAUUUAUUGCAGUACUGUGGACAGCUCCUGAUGAAUUCAAUGAGCCUCUACCAGUUUAUUCCUCCCAUAGGAGAGAGUCAUGGUGUGUUUUAUGGCUGGCUGAAUUCACUUAACCAUGAGGGUAGAAUAGAGCUAUCAUCCACAGCCAGUUACUGUAAUGGUACUUUUAUUAUUAUUUAUAUUAAUCCAUGGUCAUGGGGCAGAACACACACAGACACACGUGUAAAUAUUGCUGUAACACAAAUACUCUCUGAUACUGCCCAGUCACACAGAACUCCAAGAUUAUGUCAUAGAAUGUUCAUACAUUUUUUUAUCUUCCCUUUAUUAUAAUUUAAAAAUAUAUCCAUCUAUAUUACUGCACUCACACACGUGUCUAUGAUUUUUGCUACAUUUCCCCAUUCAUAUACAUGUAUGUCUGUAUACACACACACAAACACACACACACAAUGUAUGUAUGUGUGUAGGCAUGCACAAACAGUACGUUUUAUGUGUGUUUCACUAUAACAAUAGCAUGUUUUAAUUAGUAGGACUAUUUCGCAUUUAUAAAAUGCCAACCUGUCCUGUAGCGCUGUACAAUUUAGGGAAUAAAGACAAAAUACACACGCAUCUUGUGUGUGUGUGUGGGGGGGGGGGGAGAGUGAAGGGGGGAGGCCCUUCACCCCCCCCCCACACACACACAUAUCUAUCUAAUCUAUCUAUUUAUCUAUCUAUAUCUAUCUAUCUAUCUUUCUAUCUAUCUAUCUAUCUAUCUAUCUAUCUUUCUAUCUAUCUAUCUAUCUUUCUAUCUGUCUAUCUAUCUAUCUAUCUAUCUAACUUUCUAUAGGUCUGUCUGUCUAUCUGUCUGUCUGUCUAUGUAUCGGUCUGUCUGUCUGUCUACAGAGUGUAUUUUGAUGGUCUGUUUUUUAUGUUCACAGAAAGCACUUUUUCAUAAAAACUAGAAUUCCUUUUCAUAGAUAUUUCUAAAGAAAUGCUAUCUGCAUUUCCAUCUAUCAGGAAUCUAUCCAUCUACAAAUCUGACCUUUUAUACAAAUAUCUACACAAUUAUCCCCCUCCCAUCACCACCCUCUCUCCACUUCUCCCUGUGUAGGUUUAAUGCAUGUAUAAUUCUCUUGCAUGUCUGCAUUAGUCCCUCUCUGCCCUCUCAGCAUGAGGUCCUCUGGGCUAUUCAGAGCAGGACGGCCUGCCUGUGUCCUCCAACCUACUUCCUUUGUCCAUGCAGAAUUUAAGGUUAAUUUGGCAAAUGAGCAUGGCAGGGCACGAGGAGAGUGAGUGAUGGGCAGAUCUGGGGAAGGAGGGAGUAGUGAAAGAAAAACAAGGAUUAAGAAAAACAGCACAUUUCCUUCCAAGCCUCAGGCAGCAUGUCACGUUUUAAAAGGUUUUUACAGUGGAGAUGUGGGCAACAGUGUGAUCUCUCAAGGGAUAAAAAGAAAAGCUAUUAUUGAGGUGACAUUUUCUAGAACAGAAAACUGCUUGAAGAUUACAGGAAAAGAGGAAUGUGAAAAUUAUAAGGGAGGAGGGAGAUAUGGGGAAUGGAGGGUGGGGAGUUGGGGGGGGGGACCAGUGAUGGUGUAGGGAAGAUUGGGAAUCAAGGACAAUAUGAGCAAAGUGAGGGGGAACUGAUUCACCCCAAAACUGUCGAAGAAAAUUAAUAGAUAUGUGCCUAUAGGUAAUGGGGAGCAGUAACAUUUUUAAUAUGGGCAUAAAAAGGAGAGCUCCAUAGGAGGACAUGGAGUUCUAGAGAAUUAAGGGGCAGGUAUAAUGGAAUGGAAUUAAGUAUUGCACCAGUGAGGGGUAUGUUUUGGGACUGGUGGGGAUUGUUAGGGGGUCAAGGGGUUAAGGAGAUUUUCAGAGAAAUUGAAAUCACUGAAAUGUAAUUGUUUCUAAAGAAAUUGUUUCAAGGUCAUAGAGGACACUGGGAAAAAAUGGAUGGCUCAAUGUAAUUAAAUUUUGCAACAAUAUAUACAAUUAUAUUCCAUAUAUGUACUUGUUAAUAAUCUAAUUAAAUCUUUAAAUAUAUAUAUAUAUAUAUGUGUGAGUGUAUAUAUAUGUAUGUGUGUGUAUAUAUUAUAUAUACACACACAUACAUAUGGUGUAACACGGCUAUUUAUUAGCAUAUAACAUUUUAAGGUAUUCGUUAAGAAACCAUACAUACAAAGGUCUGAUAUAUUUAUUAUUAUUUUAAAAAGUAUUUAUUAAUAUGUUAUAAAUUCACAUGAAAAUUAUUAUAUCUAUCCAACAGACAGGAGCAUUUAAAAUCUGAUAAUCUGCUUGAAAAGAUCUUCCAGUAUAUACACACACAUAUAUAUCUAGGUUAGACUUGUACGAUAUAGGUUUUCAUUCUUAUAUAUUUUAGGAAUACAUUAUACAUUUUAUUCACAUAUAUAUUAUUAAUAUAUAUAUUCUAUAUAUCAUAUUAAUGUUCUACUAGUUAAUAUACAAUAUAUUCAAUAUAUUAUCUUUAUCAAUAAAGUGAAAUUGAUAUUUCACAGCACACAAUUUCAAGACAAUCUUUAUAUAUUGUUCGCUAAAUAUUAAUUCAUUGGAAGUCCCCACGCCGUGUAUUGUAACAUUCCGUGAACUGUAGUUGUUUGGUAGAAAGAAUUUAGCUGUGUGAAUGCGUUUUUUUUUUUUUUUUUUCAGAAUUAUCUUAAAGUAGAAUGAAUAUAUUGAUUAAACACAAAUAAAAAGCGGUUAAUAUUACAUGGGCUAUACAUACUGAACGAAUACACAGUAUUUAUACUGUUUUCUCAUUUCAAAUAUUAAAUCACAUGGAUUAAUGCAGUAUUCAGAUCGAUGUAUAACUGGAACUAUAUAUAUAUGGUAUCAUUUAUAUUUAAAUAUGUGAGAAAGAUAUUUUAUAAAUACAUUGAAUUGUAGUAAAAGUAACUCUUAUUUUCUUAUAAUUCUAUACUGUAUAAAGCCUUUCUAUACCGACUAUAUCGUCAUAAUUAGCUAUAGGAUCUAAUAUUAGCUAUAAUUAGUUCUGAGUUUAUAUUGCCAUUAUUAUACUUGUAUUGUGCUUUUGUGUAAUUUACACAUCACAUUGUGUGUCUCUGUGUUUUACACAUUUGGUAGAUGUGCUGCAUGGUGUGUCUGUGUGUUUUGCACACUGAAUUGAAUUGUGUGUCUGUGUGUUUUGCACACUGUACUGCAUUGUGUGUCUGUGUGUUUUGCACACUGAAUUGAAUUAUGUGUCUGUGUUUUUUAACACACUGGGUAGAAAUGCUGUAUUGUGUGGUGUGUGCUUAUACAAUGGGUAGAAGUGCUUCAUUGUAUUUCUGUGUGUUUUACACACUGUGUUUACCACACUGCAUUGUGUAUCUGUGUAUAUUACACGCUGAGUGCAAGAGUUGCUUUGUGUGUCUGUAUGUUUUACACUCUGGGCAUUGUGUGUCUGUGUGUUUUACACUCUGGGCAUUGUGUGUCUGUGUGUUUUACACUCUUGGUGGAGGUGCUGCAUUGUGUGUCCGUGUGUUUUACACUCUGGGCAGAAGUGCUGCAUUGUGUGUCUGUGUGUUCUACACUUUGCGUAGAUGUGCUGCAUUGUGUCUGUGUGUUUUGCAUACUGCAUUGUGUGUCUGUGUGUUUUGCAUACUGCAUUGUGUGUCUGUGUGUUUUGCACGCUGCAUUGUGUGUCUGUGUGUUUUACACUGUGGGUAGAAGUGCUGCAUUGUGUGUCUGUGUGUUUUGCACGCUGCAUUGUGUGUCUGUGUGUUUUACACUGUGGGUAGAAGCGCUGCAUUGUGUGUUUGUGUGUUUUGCACGCUGCAUUGUGUGUCUGUGUGUUUUGCACGCUGCAUUGUGUGUCUAUAUUAAAGGUGAGAUGUCUCCCCAUUAGGCAGGGCAGGGGGGUCCAGUCAUUACAUGGCUGUCAUGGUACAGAUAGCAGCCUGUACUAAGAUAAUAUAGAUAUUUCUCCCAGUGACAGGAGCCCCCCUCUCUCCAUGUAACAUUGCUGGAUUAGCAGUGAGUGCAGUUAAUGGGGGCUGGAGGGGAGGGGGGUACUUUGUGGUGAUAAAUGCAUUGACAUCCCACAGGCACCUGUUGUCCUGGGCUGUCCUGUGUCUGGCCGGGGGAUGUCUGUACAUUGAGGCAGGGAGGGAUAGUCUGGCACUGAGUACAUGGGGUCUGGGCUCAUUUCUUUGACGCAGCGCAAUGUACAAAGCCUGCGCAAUUUUAUGUAUAGCAUAUACAAAAGGUGCGCAAUGUUACCCGCAGGCUGAUGUACAAAACGUUUGCAAUGUUACCCGCACCUCACCAGGGGGAUUUAACCCCUUGUAUGCCCGGUGUGUUCCCAAGGGGGUGCUUUACAGUACGUUGGCCACAACGCUGGCACUCACAGAGUUAAUCAUUCCAAUAUACCUACCUAGUACCUACAUGCAGUGUGACCCCUCAUUCUACCCCCAUGUGCAAGAGAAGAAUCACAGAAACAGGCCAACUGACACCCCUGCUGUAGAGUCCGUGUGCUGAUUAUGGGGAAUGCAGUACAGUAUAUGAUAACUGGAGAGCCAAUGACUGGUCAUCAUUAUAUUGUAUCUAUUGGGAUAGUGGUAACAAUAUGUCCUGUGGGUGGUGGGGUGUUGCAGACUGCAGAGAGACUCCCAACAUACGAUAUAACCUCUCUGAUUUAUCACAUUGUUCUGUCUGCCACUUGGCACAUUGCCUAGAUUGUGUACAAAUCGUUUUAUACAGAUUGUAGAAGGGAAAAUGCUAAUAUGGCUCUCUGCCCAGAAUAAUAUACUACUAUUAUAAUAUGAUGGACCUUCAGCAGUAUUAGCUAUAUAUUGAUUUGUUGCAUUAUAUUUAUUUCUUUCCAGGAAUUUACAAGAAAAUAUUUUAGUGUCAAAUUUAUAUAAUUAAACAAAACAGCCAUUCCAUGUAUUGAAUCCGAAUUGUUUAUUUUCAUUACCAAUUACAUUCCCAGACAUUCCUUUCCCAGACUGCCCUUCCAUGUCCUGAACUGUGGGCGGUGGCGCAUGCUGUGAGCGGUGGCGCAUUCUGUUGGAGGUGUUGCAUGCUGUGGGCGCUGACGCAUGCGACCCUAAACCCAUGACAGUCACAGAGACAUGUAGAGUAAUAAACUGACCUGAUGACUCCAGCUGAAUAAUGGCUCCCAAGAGGUGGGUGCCCAUACCAGAACUGGUCCCCUACAAUGUGGAGUAACAGCCUGUAGAUCCAAGUAUAAAUCUGAUUACCAUUUGGAAUCCAGAAGGAUUUUCUUUGUCUCAAUUUGUGCCAAAAAUGGCAAUCUCUUCAUAUUAGGAGUUCCACAUUCUCUUGGAACAACAGCAGAUAAAGAAUUUCAUAAAAAGCAUCGUACAUUACUAAGCAAUUGUGUUUAAUAAUUUGCAGGAGAUAUUGUGGGUUGAAGGCAUUUCAAUGUAAAUCCAAUUGGAUGCAGAAAACAGAUUGAAUGAUGAUGUAUAAGACCGUAAUUAAUAAUAUCCAUUGUGCAGAGAACCCACUGUUGUGUUUGUGUUCCAAGCACAGUUUAUACAUCUUUGUGUGUUGGCCUUGGAUACAAGCAGUUACUGAAUAGUACCCUUGUCAUUAGUUCUGCCUUUGUGCUGCUCACAGUAUCACCUAGGAGCCGCUUCAAUUCUAUGUUUCUUUUUUCGAGGUUGUACUACCAUGGAUUCCUGCGGAGGGUCUGUGCUUGCCUGUCGGUGAGAUUUGAUCUGUGAUCACCAUUAUUCUUUAUUGAUGCAGUAUCUUCAUGUUUAGUAUACACGGUCAUUAUAUCGAAGUCUUUAUGCCCUUACAAAUUUGUAUAUAAAUAUAGCAUCCACCAUUCAGUAUGGGGUCCUUAAUAGACCCGUGCAUUUAAUUUUGGCAGAUUGGCAAUUUGUCCAAAUUUAGGCUGAUCGGCUUUUCCAAAGCACCGUACAGAUGUAUAACAGAGCAAACAACUAAGACAAUGGUCAAACGUGUUCGCUUGCUUCAGGAUUUGAAGUUCCACCCAUGGCACCAACAAAAGAGAUUAUCAAUGGUAAAUAAAGAUGAUUGAUAGAAAAUUGGGCAGAUGAUUGAUAGAAAAUUAUUUAGAAAAAUGGGUAGACUAGAUGGGCCGAAUGGUUCUUAUCUGCCGUCACAUUCUAUGAAACAGCCACUAAAUGCUGAUUUCAUUCACCGACCAAGUGAGAUGUGACCAAUAGACUGAAAAAAACUGGAGCAAUAUAUUUACAUAUUUAUAACUUAUACAGCUAAUACAUAUGGAUAAUAUAUAAAUAUAUAGAAUAUUUGUAAUGAGCCUCCUCUUUUUCACUCUAUUGUCUACUUUUUCUUUUUUGAUCUGUGAACCGAAUAUUAGGAAAAUGCACCUAUUGGAGUACCGCAAAAAAUAUACAUAAUAUUGAUACUAUGUAUAUAUUUUGCAGUACACUUAUUAUUUUUUUUUUUGUCUAUUUUGUUUUUAUUGAGUUUUAUCACUUCAAUAUGUUUCAGUACACUUAAUGGCUCAUUAUUGUUCGGCCGAACAGCAUUAUUUUCGCCAAGUUCAAGUCUAGUCCAUAAACUCAGGUAACUUCCACUUGACAUAUGUGCCCCAGAACUCCCUUGGGAAUAACAAACCUUUGCCUUAAAACUAACUUGAAAAAUCAUUUAAUAGAAAAUUCAUAACAGUGACUUGUGUAUAGAAUAAAAUCAUGCUAUCUUUGUCCUGGAGACCUUUGACAUUAUGGUUUCUUAUGAUACCUUCAGAACCCCUAGAUUACGGCAUUUGGCACAAGAUUGUCUGGGAGAGUUACCUGUUUCACUAGCAUAUUGCUUACAAAAAGGUUUAACAGUAUCUAAUAAAGUUUUCAUCGUUGGUGAGAGUCCAGUGUAUAAUAGAGUCUGGAACAGAAAAAUCACCCACAGAUUACCCCCUGUAAUCCCUAUGUUCUUGGUCUGUAUAAUUAAGUGUAUUGCUCAGACUCUGCGUUUUUUCAGACAGAAUGUUGGGGUCUGAUUGAAACUGGCUUGCUGGCUCUCCGUUUCACAUGGAUAGAUAUGACAGUCCAUAUUCAGGGUUCCAUCCACAGAUCAUACAGACACCGCUUUCUCUCUUAAGCCUGACGUUUACUGUAAUAAUCAGAACCAAAGGGCAUGCACAUAUCCUUUCCUUUGUUUCUGGUGGGUGCAUCUGAAUUAUAUGAUUAUUAUUAUAAAUUGGUAGGGUUCUUUUUUGGCCUGUCACUUUUAUUAUCAGUUUAAUAUCAAUGGCAUGAAUUUACUUUUCUGCGUGUAUUCCUAUAGACAGAAUAUACAUUUUCAAAUCCUUUAGUUGACAUUGGCUAAUCUAUCUACUUUUAAUUUUAUUUUUCACUAAUACGUCAUGCCUCAUGAUUCCACUAAACCAAAAUGAUAGCCAUGAGUUCAACAGGUGUAAAUGGCUCUAAAUUUUACUUUUGAGUUUAAAUUUCAAUUUUAUCUUUGAUCUGGUCAUUUUAGUAACCCUAAUAUACAUAUGGUAAGACUAAGUAGAGACAGCUAAUGUUCAGUCUAUUAUUAAGAAGGACACAUGACGUAAUUUUCCGUCACGUUAACCUUUUAUUGCUGAAGCUUAAGUGAUUAUGAUCUUUGAAAAGACUUGACUUGCUCCUUACUGCACUAUUUAACCUACUAAUCUGCAUUCUGUAUAGUGAGUGCACAAUCGCACAUUUUUUCCACCGGAUGUGGUACAGCAGUUGAGUUUUCUUGCCUGAAAACCCUGCCCCACUUGUUACGAAGCUUAAUAUCUUAUAGAGUUUUUUUAAUUCUUUGGUUGGGACAAAUACUCUUUUUAAUGAGUUCCUAUUAGAUGGAUCAGACAGACAUUUAAGUUUAAGUCUCAUGCAGUUGCCAUCUCCAGUGCACUGGGGAUCCCUGUAGAGUGGAGAGAGUUUAACUAAGGUGCUUUGCAAAAUUAAUUCAAAUUUUUAUUAUAUUACAAGAAUGGGUCAAUUACCUAAUAUUAUGGCAGACGAAAGGAUUGAAAGUCUAAUGCCAAGUAAAUCAUUUAGUUUCUUGUAUUCAUACAUAUAUACCAAAAAUUAUAUUUUUAAGUAUUUAUUGCCAUGAACUAUGUUUAUAACAAAAAUAUCUGUUCCUUUUCUACCUUUGACUUGUUUUUCAGGUGACACGAUGGGUGGAUUCCUACUCCUGUGUGUGACUUCAUCUUUAUUGGCGACAACUCUUUGCUGCCCCGAUACCUGUCUUUGUGUGGAUAAAUAUAACCAACAGUUUGCUGACUGCACGUAUAAAAAGCUUCAAAAGGUUCCAAGCGGAUUCCCUUCCAAUAUAACCACUCUGAGCCUCUCGGCCAAUAAAAUUAGCUUACUUAAAAGAUCAUACUUUGUGGGGGUGCCCCAGGUAACGUCAUUGUGGUUAGCCCACAAUGAAAUCAGUGUAGUUGAAGAAGGGACGUUGACUGUAAUGACACAACUAAAAAAUCUGGACAUCAGUCACAACCAGCUUGUUGAAUUCCCAUGGAAGGAUUUGGCUAGCCUACCUGCCUUGCAACUUCUGAAAAUGAACAACAACCGGAUGGUAAACCUACCAGUGGAUGCCUUUCAUAACUUAAAGGAUCUCAGAUCUCUAAGGAUCAACAAUAACCAAUUCACCGUCAUUCGGGAGGGAACCUUUAAGCCCCUUGUCUCCCUCUUACAUAUGCAGAUUUAUAACAAUCCCUUCCAUUGUUCUUGCUCACUCCUGUGGCUUAAAAAGUGGACAGAUGAAGCCCAAAUAACUGUGGCUGAGAAGGACUCCAUUACGUGUGCUUCACCAGAAGAUUUACGUGGUACCGCUCUGUCAAAAAUCCCAGAGUUGCCUUGUGGUUUGCCCACUGUGCACCUGAGCUAUUAUCCUAACUUGGACAAUACAGAACUUCAUGAUGGAUUUACACUUACUCUUCAGUGUAUAGCCAGUGGGAGUCCUAUGCCCACUAUCCAGUGGAAAGUCCGCAAUGCCACCCAAGAGACUGAAAUUAAGGCACCAAAUGAUAAGACUCAGGUGUCUGGUCCCUUCCAGGUGUUUCAAAAUGGAACCCUACUAAUUCCACACCUGAGUAAGAAGUUGGAAGGGACCUACACAUGCCAGGCCACCAAUGAAAUGGGAAGCAGUCAAACUUCAGUCAAUGUUUCUGUGGCAGGAAGCCAGAAAUUUGCCACCAAGAAUGUGGAUGAACCAAUAUUGGGAAAGACAUCACCAGAUGGUAAAAAACCUGUUGUAGAAACCUCUGUAAACAGUGUGCUUAAACCAGAUAAAGGAGAAGAAAAAAAUAAGGGUGUCAUGCCCACUUCGGAAACUAUGGGAACAACUGGCAAUAAAGGAGAGACAUUGGAAACAAACGAUCAUCCAAUAAGAUUUGAAAAGAAGUGUGGGUCAAGUGUGAAUAGUCAGCACGUAUCAAAUCAUGCAUUUAAUGAAAGCGAUAACUUAAAACCUCACAUAUUUGACCUCGGUGUUAUAGCUUUAGAUGUUUCAGAGAAGGAUGCUAAGGUUCAAAUUACUCCAUACCCCACACGUGCAGGAAAGGAUCACCUCAAGAUGCUGUAUCUCUGCCAGGAGAGCAGCAAUGGUUACUCUUUGGUCCAGUGGUCAGAAAUUGAAGAUAGGAUGAAUUCCUACUGGUUCAGAGGAUUAACCCCUGGCACCAACUACUCAGUAUGUCUAACGUACAAAGGUGAAGACUGCCAGGUACAAGUGGUCUUCACUACUAAGAAAGAAGUGCCCUCUUUAAUCAUUAUUAUUGUAGUGAGCAUUUUCCUUUUGGGCUUAGCCACUAUCCCACUGAUGGGUGCUACCUGUUGCCAUCUACUUAAUAAAUACCAUGGCAAGAAUUAUAAACUGAUCAUGAAGGCCCACAAACCUGAUCCUAUGGAGAAGCACAUGGCGGCUGACUUUGACCCAAGAGCUUCCUACGUGGAGUCAGAGAAAAAUUAUAACCCUAGUGAAGCAGAGGAAGGGGAGGCUGAAGCUGCACCAGCAGAAGGUGAAGUAGAAGGGGAACCGGAGGAAAAUGUGUUGGAUGAGACCCUUCCAUGUUCAGAAUCCAAGACCAACCAAGAAGAAUUUGAAGUGGGGUCAGAGUACAGUGAUCGGCUCCCACUUGGAGCUGAGGCUGUGACCAUCUCCGAGGAGAUAAAUGGUAAUUACAAGGAACCUGCACGCUGAUCACUGGCAUUCAGAGGCAUCAACUACCCUUCCACACACAUAUAACAAUUUGUCUGUAAACACAUGCCAAAGUUUGUCCCAAUUUUAGGUCAGAAGGGGAAUGAAAAUAGAACCUUAACUAUAUUAUAUAAUCUCAGCUAGAAAGUCUUCAUAUCCAAGCAACACCAGUGUUCACAGUAACUGGUUAAAAUGAUCAUAAGACCUUUUAUGUUUUAUGGUUUUUAGCACAAACAUACGUUCCACCAUAAGUAUUAUUUAUAGGCGAUUGCAGCCUGUUUUUAUAAGAUCCCUCUGUUUCUGACUCUAUCUAAUAGAGCAAUGGGUAUAUGGGAGUAUUUACUCAACCCCUAUUCCACCAUCUUUAAAGUUGCCGUGUUGAUCAUUUAACUUUAUGCAUCUUACAGGUGUUUAGAUGUUUCUACUUUUGAUAUAUCCAUAUAUAUAUACAUACAUAUACGUAUAACUGUGCACAAGGAAAUGCCUUUGCAUUUCUACUGGCUGCACAUGUUCUUUCGCAGAACAGUGGUGUUCUCGAUAUCUUUGUAUGUGUGUACGUGUGUACUGUACAUAUCUAUGUAACCAAGUGCAGUUUUUAGCAGUGUGCUAAACGUUGUGUACCUGUAUAUACAUACACGUGAAGGGUAUACGUAAACUGAAUAUUAAUAUUGUAGUGGACCAAUCAGCAAAGACAAUUAUUGCAAUCAUUGUUUGUAGCUGCGUAGUCUUAUGUAAAUGUGCCGAUAUUUCUUAUUUUACAUUGGGUGAACAAGUAUUUAGUAAUUUGUAAUAAUUUGUUACUGAAGGCUCUGAACUGUCUAAUGUAUCAGUAUACUGCCAUUGAAAUGUAAUGUCCAUUAAUUUCUAAAUUAAUAGCAACUGUUGAUUUGUUAGUAUAAUUUUUGUAAUACAAGCUAUUAACACUGGUGAAGAAAAUCAGACCCAUGAGCCUUAACCUAGUAAUUUAUUAGUAAAGGUGUAUUAAAAAACGUAAAAAGAUGAUAUGAUCUGAGAUAUAUUUAUGGCCUUCGCGAUCAAUGACAUGCUGGGACUGUGACAAUAACAAGCAAUUUGACUGAUCGUAGUCCCAUGCCUCCUCCCAUCACUCCUCAAUCUAGUGGCACAGUCCUGAUUUGGAACCCUGUUUAUAAAGUGUCAGAUGUUUAUCUGGUGUAAUUUAUCUGGCUACACAGAAUGAGCAUGUCAUUAAAUGCGCAUGCACACAUGGAAGACUAUAACUGGCCAUUUCUGCCUGUGAAAGGGUGCUUCUACAGCUAUUUGAGCAUGCGCGGACUCUAUUUAAGAGCUGGAAAUUUAAGGGAGGCUUAUCAAGGCAAAAUCUAAAAGAUAGAAUCCAGACUAGCACCUGUUUGCUUUGAUAAAUCUCCCCCUUUGUGUGUCAGCUCACUUGCUCACCUGGCUACCACAACCAUUGUUUGGUUGCACCUUCUGCCUCUUGUCACCAGAGCCUCUUGUUGUGGCACGGGCAAGUCCUCUUUGUGGCGAAGCUCACAUUAGCAGGUGUUCAGUCCUGAAGGAGUUAAACAAUAGUAGUGGAUACAUUGACUCACUAGUUAAUCUUCUGAUCACUGCACAUCCUCCUGUGUCAUCGCUGACAAUGAGAAAAUAAGGUUUAUGGAAAUCCCAAGGGUUCCUUAUUGCAUUAAGACAGAAGGAUUAUGAAGGGGGUGGGAUAUGGUGAAUGGAGCCCUGCUGUGUGUCUGCUCUAAUCCAUAUCAUCUCGGAGACCCAUAUUCUGUCCCCUUGGGAACAUAACAGGCCUGUUAUACUCUGUUAUGGAGUCAGUAACUGUACUCGAGCACUAUCGCACCCUUUCUAUUCAAGAAGAAUAACAAGCACAAGCGAUUCUGUUUUUUAUUAUAAAAUUAAUAUUUUCUAAGAACAAUAAAAAUAAAAAAAACACCGCCCCAAAUUUUUUUUUUACAUUUCAAAAAAAAUAAAAAAUCUUAAAUGAGUGGAAGUAGGAAAUGUAACCAUUCAUAGGCAAGCAUGGGAGUCACAUAAUUUCUAUUUAAAUUAUAGUGAAGAUAUUGCUGAAAUUGAAUUGUUAAAUAGCAACUUAAUGCUUGAUAUGAAUCACUGUCUGUGAGGUCCGGCAGAUUAUGUUUCUGCCAUAAAUGAGAAUAAUUACAUCUAUCAGAAGGGUUUAUUCACUACAGAGUGAGCUAGGGUGAGCUUAGAAUGAAAACAAAAUGAGAAAAUGUGUCCUUAAUUUUGGAAUUCCGUCUUUAGUGAAUCAACCUUUGCAUGUGUACAGAUGCACAUACCCAUAAUAAACGCUGUGUACUCAUAUAUGUAUAUACUCUAACGCACACAGGUGUAUAUAGAAACUGCACAAAUUGAAUAUAAAUGGCAAACAUUAAAUUGAUUCAUUGUUUAAUUAUUAUGAGAACUGGUUGAUAUCCCUGUCCAUGUCUUUAGCACACAUACAUCUUGUUACUUCAUUUUUUUAAUACAAUUUUUUAGUUACAAUUAAUGUUAUGCAAGAUAUAAGAAUUAAGCAAAAGAUUUAAAACAUAGCAAGAUGUAAAACCAAAAAUGUAGUCUGGCUGUACUAUACUUGGUUCAUUAUUUGCCUGUGAUUUUUCUAGGGAUUUAUUUACUAAAGAGAUACUGGUAAUGACCUGAAAAUCAAAAUUAAUACUAAUAUAUUACGACUAAUAUGGCUUAGACAUUUCUAAUUCACUGUUUAGUAAAUAACCCCAUCCGAGCCUGUUAUUGCAUUCUUUAUUACACACAGAAGAUAAUUCCCUACACACUGCCAGGAAGUAGAAGCAGAAUUGUAAAAUCGAGGCAAAAUGUUCUGAUAUGAUGUUAAGGAAUUAAGAACAAAGUAAUAUAGUUAUAGAAUCAUACACAAAUGUACAUAUUCAACCACGCUCUCUCUCUCACACACACAUGUAUUAUACUGUACAUAAUCAUGGUCUAUUGCUUUCUAUUUGUGUUUGAAAUGUGUCCAUUCCUACUUGUCUUCAGAAGAAAAGAGGUUAUUGUGGAUUUAACUUGUAUAAAAUCUAAGUGUAUUUUAUUGUGGGAUGGGGGUGGUGGAGAAUACAAUUAAAGGAUUGUGAAUGUGGCUUCUUCUUUAAUUGGUUAAAUUAUUAUGAAUAGAAAUUGUCAUUAUUCAGGGAAUAGUGGGUCAUUUCUUUUUACACCUUACAAUUCAUGCAGUUCCUUUUCAUAACUCAAACUAAUGUUGUAUAUAAUCUUUCCCUAUAGCUCAUCCUAUUACUACACAUACCAUCUCCAUAUAACUCCUCCUAUUACUCCAUAUAACCUCUCCCUAUAACUCCUCCUAUAACUCCAUAUAACCUUUCCCUAUAACUCCUCCUAUUACUCCAUAUAACCUCUCCCUAUAACUCCUCCUAUUAUUCCAAAUAACCUCUCCAUAUAACUCCUCCUAUUACUCCAUAUAACCUUUCCCUAUAACUCCUCCUAUUACUCCAUAUAACCUCUCCCUAUAACUCCUCCUAUUACUCCAUAUAACCUCUCUCUAUAACUCCUCCUAUUACUCCAUAUAACCUCUCCCUAUAACUCCUCCUAUUACUCCAUAUAACCUCUCUCUAUAACUCCUCCUAUUACUCCAUAUAACCUCUCCCUAUAACUCCUCCUAUUACUCCAUAUAACCUCUCCCUAUAACUCCUCCUAUUACUCCAUAUAACCUCUCCAUAUAACUCCUCCUAUUACUCCAUAUAACCUCUCCCUAUAACUCCUCCUAUUACUCCAUAUAACCUCUCCCAUAACUCCUCCUAUUACUCCAUAUAACCUCUCUCUAUAACUCCUCCUAUUACUCCAUAUAACCUCUCUCUAUAACUCCUCCUAUUACUCCAUAUAACCUCUCUCC
Messenger RNA from Pelobates cultripes (western spadefoot toad), 45011 nucleotides. Lineage: Eukaryota; Metazoa; Chordata; Amphibia; Anura; Pelobatidae. The record is from the annotation of a GenBank genome assembly.